AUGGAGAUCAACGAGCAGGUAACAGAAUAGCUCCAGGACUCGGCACACACAGGCUGCCUGAGGGUCAUGGGAGCUGCACUGAACCGACAGCUGGAGGGGCUCUGCCUGGCCCCCCAGGCUGGCUCUGCGUGGCCCCCCCCCAGGCUGGCUCUGCGUGGCCCCCCAGGCUGGCUCUGCGUGGCCCCAGGCUGGCUCUGCGUGGCCCCAGGCUGGCUCUGUGGCCCAGGCUGGCUCUGCCUGGCCCAGGCUGGCUCUGCGUGGCCCCCAGGCUGGCUCUGCGUGGCCCCCAGGCUGGCUCUGCGGCCCCCCAGGCUGGCUCUGCGUGGCCCCCCCCCAGGCUGGCUCUGCGUGGCCCCCCCCCAGGCUGGCUCUGCGUGGCCCCCAGCCUUGUUGCAUUGUGGCCUGAUUGAACCAAAAGACUGGCCACUCUUCUGACAGCACAUCAUGGGACAUGUAGUCUCUUUGAAACUAGAGUGCUAACAGUUAGCUGUCAGUGUAUUAGGAUUUCCUCCUUGCCAUUUUCACUCGUCUGAUCCUACCUUUUAUCCUUAAUACAGUAAAGCGUGGUAGUUAAAUAAUCAUGUCAUGGUCUUUAUGAAGCACCAACAUGUACUGCAGAGAUGUAUAAUGGAUAAAGAAAACAUGCAGGUAUUUGGUGGCCAGCUGUUCUGGUAUACAUUAAUAUAAGAAAAGGAGAUCCUCCUUGAUUAGCGUGUCUCUCCUGCGUGACAUAAUACAGGGUUAUUUGUGGAUUGUCAGGAAUACUUACAUUGUGUGUUGGGAAGUAAAGCAGACUUGUAACGUCACCCACCCCUAACAAAAAAAAAAAAUUAUUUCAUAAAGAUUAAAUCUUUAUUAAAUACUCACGUUGAAUGUGUUAGAAUUUCAUGAAACUCCAACACAUUCAGAAGGCGUCAUAAGACAAAGUAGGGACUGCUUUGUCAUAUGUGUUUUUCCAGCUCUUGAUAAAAAUGGCAGCCCCCUCUAUCAAAUUUUGUCAAUUUCCAGCCGUCACUUGUGACGGAUGUAAGGAAAUCUUGCAGGAUCUUGCAUAGACAUUUUUGCACUCUUGCAAGUAUGCAAUAGUGCAACACUGACGUGGGCUUCUAGCAGAUGAAGCGCCAGGAACGAAAUAAAUACCACUGGACCGUGAUGGCAGCACACCGCCACCACAAUCACUAAGCAGCGGUGUCACCAUUGGGGGUCAUUGCAAAAUAUCUGAUGACUCCCAAGAAAGUUGCAGAAAUGCUUUUAAAAGUGAACUUAAAGUUUUUCGCAAAAAAAAAAAAAUUGAUUUGGAAAAAUUCUUCAUCAGUUAUGUUUUGGUUCUGCUACUUAUGUCCUUAUAAUUGAAAGCACAUUUUAAUUCCUAAGAACUCUGGACAGAGAGUCCGGGUUUUGAUCUGCAUUCUUCGUGCUCAGUAAUGAGAAAUGUAUUUAUACUGUCGAUAUGUAAAAAUAAUAAAUGUACAACUUUCAGUUCGAAGCUGGCAGCAGGAAGUCAGCAAUGCAUUCUGUCACUUCUGCCCUGAAUUGCUGUCUGGAACAGGUGACAGGAGUUGCCAGGUGUAUAGUUGAGUGGAAAUUCCGUACCUCUACCUGUUUCUCUAGCUCUGGAACUGGAUGUUUUAUACACAAGCAUUCUUCUACUUAUUCAUCUACUAGCACAAUGUGUAAAUGAAAUAAUUUGAAGAGUUAAACAGAUUUCUGACAUGUGAUGCAUGCCAGAGUCCACUAUAAAUUGUCACCCCCAUAUGUCUUGAUUUAUUUUUUUUACUUGCUUUAUAACUGCUCUGUCAGUGGAGCAUUUUACAAUUUUCUCUUCGGUUCAUGACAAUUUAUUCAUGUUGAGGGUGAGCUGUUAGUGACCCAGAAAGUAAAAUGAUGGAAGUUUAUAGGCAGGAAUGAUAAUAUGCUUGCUGACCCGAAUCCACCAACUCCUCCAGCCAAAUGAAAUAUCGAAUAGGGUGCAUUUUGAUACACUUCAAACAAUCAGAUUUGUUUAACUUGAUUGUUUCAUUUUUAUUUAUUUUUUUGCCUUAUUUAUUUUUGCUCAUGCAUUUUUGAUUCUGAUAGGUUUCUGAAUUGCCAAGCUUUGAUGUUUUUUAUUUUGUUUCUGGGUAAAAUUGAUAUACACAGAAUUAUUCUUUAUGCUCCAAAUUUUUGCAAAUUAAAUCCAAAUGGCAAAAACAGAGGCAAAAUAUAUUUGGACAACAUGGGAUUGUAAAUUAUUCCCCAUUAUGAUUUGAGUUGUAAACAUUUACACCAGGGAAAUUGUUGCAGGUGAUGCCUUUCUUAUGUUAACUUCAGAAUGUAUUUGUUUUUAUGGACAAACAAGAAUUUUAUUGCACUGUUUGAUAUCUCCAACAUAAGCACAUAAGUAAACAGAAUAUUUAAUCUCUUAAAGUGGCACUGUCCUGCUUUGUUGUGUUUCCCUUUGUUUUUCUUUCCUUAUACAUCUUGUAUCUUUUUUUUUCAAUGUGUUUUAUUUUUCAUUAUUCGUGUGAUCAACAAAGAAAGAAAAACGUGGGGUACAGAAGGGAAAAAGGGGAGGACAGCAUUACAUACAUUGCCGCAUUCUAUACAUAUGCGUCGUUAAUCAAUUUGUACACAGGUUUAGAUAAUAGUAACAGUUUGGCAUUUUGUCCUAUAUACUUCGUAGCAUUGAUAGUCUAUACAGUUUUAUACCUGUUCAUGUUCCCUGGCGCUAGCUUUGGUGCCUUUUGCCCUAACUGGGUAGAGGGUGAGAUGGGGAGGAAGGGGGGUGGGGGUUGUCAGCGUUGGUGUUCUAUGCCAUCUGAUACCGUCUUGUUGAUUUGUAUUGCACUCGAUUUCCCUUCGUAAUAGGUAACCCUGGUGAUGUAGUGUGUGACCUAUAGCCCCUAUUGUGUCUCACCGUACCUAUAUUCCACCCAUCUGUGCCACCUCGUCUCGUGUCUGCUUUGUCUAUCGUUAAGUUGACUUGCCAUGCGUUCAUAUGUAUAUGUCGAGUCUAUUCUGCCCAGGAUCUCUGGUAAUGUGGGUGCCUGUGUGGUCUUCCACCUGUGGGCAAUUGCAGUUUUGGUAGCCAUUAAGCAGUGGAUCGCUAGGUAACUCUUAUCUUCAGGGAGGGUGUCUGGGAAGAUAUGUAAUAUAAAGCAUUCUAGGUUCAUUGGUACCCUCAUCCCUAGGUUUUUGCAUAGAAGUGAUUGUAUGUCCUGCCAUAACGUAGUGAUCUGUGUGCAUGUCCAAAAUAUAUGACAGAGGGUCCCCUCUUGAUUGUGGCAUCUCCAGCAUAGUUUGUUUGACCCUGGGUAUAUAUGAGCCAAUUUGGUAGGGACUAGGUACCAGCGCAUCGUUUGUUUGCAGAACGUUUCCCACUGGUUAAGGCUAUGGGAGGCCUGUCUUGUUUUCUUUUGAGCGUGGUGCCAUGUUGCUAUUGGGAAUUGCAUCCCUAUAUCUGAUUCCCAUUUUGUUAUACAUCUUGUAUCCUAAUGAUUAUUUCCUGGUUCUUGAUCGCAAUACCUGGGCGACUCCAUGAUGUCUGCAGUUUGCGCUUUUGGGGGAUUGUUUUGACGGAUGGAUUAUGGGUAAUUCAGUUUAGUAAAUAAAUGAAUAGAACUUUAAUUUAGCUCUGCGCAUUGCAAAGAGUUGCCAUAGACCAUGCUCUGCGGUAGUUCUUACGACUUCUUAUGCGUUACUUAAACACAAACUCAAAAUUCGGAAAUUAAAAAUAAGUAAUAAGUAAUAAAACCAAAUUAAGGGACAGAAACUUACUGUAUUUUUGAAUAUACCCCAUAGUUCUGAAAGACGGUUAAGGGUCACCGGAUACACUGUAAGCACCACAGCUUUAUGUAGUGGUUAUGGUUAGAGUUUGUGGGUGCUGUUCCACAUUUGUGGUUUGAUAAAGUUGGGACUUUUCCCUGCAUUGGGUGGAAUAACAAAAAUGCAGUUUAAGAUUUUCCACCACAAAAUUUCCCUUUUCCCUCCUAACUCCUUCUCCUCCUCCCCCUUUUAUUAAAAGGGAUGUUGGUUCUGGUGUAGCAGUGGGUCUGUGAGGAGGGUCUCCUGCAAUGUGGGGUCAAUGGAGGACCCAUGGAUAUAGUUGAGGUGUUAUCCAUGAGAGAGAGUACAAUGUCCAUCCCUGAAUGGUGGUUUGGGAAGCCCCAAGGUGUUGAGCAAAGCUGGGACAUACAUAGGUAAAUGAAUGCAUGCCAUUGUGUUGCCUUUUAGCCAUUAGGUAAAAAAAGAAAUGCUGGCAUUUUGGGAAGACAAUAGAUCUGUGACUAACGUAAAGGGACACUCCACUGCCCAAAUACAAAAUAAAUACAAAUCACUUUUUAGUAGAUAUAGUCCAGAUGACAACAUGCAUUUUUUUUUUUUUCAUUGAGUUUACAUCUAAAAAAUCUUUAGCAAAACCUGCAUUUUUCUUGUAUGCAGCUUUUGCAAGCCCUCCCCUACUAACCCCGCCCAGACUUUCUGUCUCUGUCCAAUGGAUCUCAAUGAGUAGUCUUUGCAAGGCAGGUGCCUGUCUAUUGAGUUUAGCUCAACUGAACUAAACAAACCAGGACGUAAUAGGACCUGUUGUCUGCUUGAAUGCCAGGGGGUGUAACCUGGUUAAUUUAAAGAAGUGUAAAGCUCGACUGAAAGCUGCACUUUUAGGGUCUAGAAAUCAUGCUUUAUCUUCUUGUAAACCUAGCUUCAACAUACUAGUGUGUCUCUUGAACAGUUAGGAACACAAAUCAAUACAGCUAAUCUAAGCCGCCAACAUAAUUUAGCUAGCUUCUCAUGGUGCUACGGUGGUAUUUGUCUUUAAUCAAAUAUUCAGUUGAAAAUUUUAAUUCAACAUUUUUUUUUUUUUAAAGAUAUUUGUACUUUCAUGUUAGAAAAAAAACUUUUAGUUUGGAAACCUGCUGAAUUGUCCCUAUUUGUUUCAAUUGUAAAUAAAAGAAAAUAGGGUUGUUGUUGUUUUUAAAAAAAAAAACAAAAUAAAGAAAUCUGCACUUUUUGCAAAAUGAAAAAAAGAGGACACACUCUUUUCACAUAUAGCUUUUCAGCUAUCUAAAGCACUUUAGGGGUUUGGAGUGUCCCUUUAAGAGCUCUGCGGUCAUAUACAGUGAUUCUAGAGAGGUCUUUGUAUAAUUCAACAUAAUGUCCGUGGAACAGCCAAGUCCUUGCUGCUCUGGCAUUUUGUGUGACAUCUUCCAUUAAACCAAUGUCCAACAGAUGGCAGAUUUUAUCCCUCAAAGGUGCAGAAGCGGGGGAAUGUGGGCACAAAUCACUAUGUGCUCUGCCCAUUGCAUCUUGGGGGGUGCCCUAAAACAUGGUUGAAGACAGCAGUAAGGGUGUCCCUGAUGUCUUCCCUGCCAUCCAACUCUGCAAUUCCACUCACCCUGAUAUUGUUUCUGCAUUGUCUAUUUUUAAUUUGUACCAGCUGGUACCACAUGCCAAAUAUGUUGAGGGCUGCUGCUGCAUUGUGGCGGUGAUUUGUGCUACAUUCUGCAAGUAUUUCUGAGUGUUGGGACUCUGUGGCCUGCAUCCGAGCCUCUAGAGUAGUGAGGGACUGGUGGAAAUCUGCUAACUCUAUUCUAAAGGCUUGUUUCGACUUCUUUAAUUAGGCUAUUAAAACCUUCUCGCUUGUGCAAGGAAGCAAAUAGGGAGUACCAAUCAGGUGACAUGCUUGCAGGCUCGGAAAUUGUGUAAACAUGUCCCCGGCUGCCAGAGACUGAGGAUCCUGGUCGGGAUGGCGCCAUGAUGUCAGUGUCGGCCCCGACUCGAGCAUGGCUAAAGUACGCGUGUAGCUGCAGAUCGAGGCGGGAGACUCAACAGUGCGUCUGGACCGUACAAUAAUGACGCUUAUAUAGCCUUCUGAUACCGUGGGCGGCGGAGCUCGAGGACUAAGCAUCCAUCAAAGUUCAGUGCCAGGCCAUACUGAGCUAGUGUAGUUAAGGUGUCAAACUUGUGUAUGAGGUAAAGACCUCAUAUCCUCUAGAUUGUUAGCUCAUUUGAGUAGGGUCCUCAUCAACCUAUUGUUACUGUAACAUAAUAAUGUAAUAUCCCAUUUUAAAAGGAAGUGUCAGACUUGAACUGAUUGUAGUGUGUAGUGGCUAAUGGCCUCCCCUUUGUUUGCCACAGAUAUUUAGGUCCUAGGGCUAUAUGGUAGUCUUGGCUGCAUCUCGCUCAUUCUGAACUGGUCCAGGCUGAGUCAUUGAUCUUUCAAUGCAUCCCCUGUUAAAAAAACAGGUUUAUUGUCAAAAUUUAAAUACUUUCAGCUGUUUGCAAUGAACAUAUCAAACAAAAGCAAUUGAUAUAGCUCAACACAAUAAAUGCUUCAAGUGGUUCCCCCAAAUUCAACUGAAAAUGCAAUUUAUAACGACUCCUCCAGUCUCAAAAUUAUUCAACCCCCCUGAAUAAUAUCCCUCACAACAGCACAAAUAUGCAAAACAGGUGUUGUCUCAAGCACACCUGAUGCAAUAAAUAGCUUCAUUAGUUGCACCAGGUAUGCUUGAGCUGGAACACUUGAAAUACCUUAACUAGCUAGGGGUUUGUUGAGUGUCACGUUUUACUGCAUGUUAGAAAUAUGGCCAAGUCAAUUGUUCACAAAGUAAAGAGAUCAUUGCCUUUCACAAACAAGGAACAGGAUACAAAACGAUGGUGAAGGUACUGAAUGUUCCUAGAGACCAUUGGAAGUAUAAUUAACAAGUUCAAAGUGGAAGGAACAGUGGUUACGGGGCAGAAAAAAAGUAGCUAUCAAUGGCUGCAACCAGAUAUCUGAGAAGGCAUAUUGUGAAAAAUCCUGGAGUGAUUGCAAAAGACACAGUAAGGUGCAUACUAAACGCAGAAGGUUUCAAUGCCAGAACUCCAAGAUGUACAACACUACCGACCCGAAAGCAAUAAAAUCAUAUAAAUAAGACACUGAAGUUUUGGGAUUCUGUUUUGUGGAGCGAUAAAACAAAACAAACUUUUCAGCACAAUGGAUCAACUAUAUGUCUGGUGGAAGAAGAAUGAAGCAUACGUUGAAAAAGAACACUGCCUACAGUUACCCCUGAUGGUGCUCUGGUGCUGCCUUACAUCCUAUGGCACUGGAAACCUGCAGCAUGUGGAAUGCAAAAUUAAUUCAUUGAAGUAUCAGGAAAUUCUAGGAGAAAGCGUCAUACCACCUGUGAGGAAGCUGAAGCUUUGGUGUCAUUGGAUCUUCCCACAAGACAAUGAUCGCAAGCAUUUCUUAAAUUCCACCAAGGCUUGGUUGCAGAAAUAGUCCUGGAAAAUUCUACAGUGGCCAUCAGUCACCUGACUUAAACCCCAUGGAAAAUAACUGGUAGGAUUUGAUUACGCAGACCCAAGAGUAUUACUGAACUGGAGGCCAUUGCUCAUGAGCAAUGGGCUAAGAUUCCUCAGGAAUAAGCUGGUGUGUGGCUAAGCAUCUUGUUUGCAGCAGGUCAUAACAGCAAAAGGGUACUCUACUGGGUACUAAAUAGGGAUCGACCGAUUAUCGGUUUUGCCGAUAUCGGCAGAUAUUCGGUAUUUUCGGAAAUGUCGGUAUCGGCCAAUAUAGAUACCGAUAUUGCCGAUAAUACCUCCUAGGACCGCCAGGCUCAUUACAAGCCCGGCGGUCCUGGGGGAGGCGGGGGGAAGGGGGCGCAGGUAGCGUUUACUUACCUCCCCUGCAGCUCCUCCAGCUCCCAGUGUAAGUCUCGCGAGACCCGUGGCCGUCAGGCACUGACGAGAUUUACACUGGGAGCUGCCGAGGAGGUAAGUAACAGCUUCCUGCGCCCCCCCCCCCCAGCUCAGCCAAUGCCACUGGACCGCCAGGGACUGUCAUAUCCCCCCUCCCUCACCAGGUAACAAGCAGGGAGGGGGGACAACAAAAAUAAUAAAACAUAAAUAUUAAAAAUAAGCAUAAAUAUUAAAAAUUAAAAUAAACAAAUAUAAAAAAUUAAAAUAAACUUAAAUAUUAAAAAAUAAAAUAAAACAAACAUUAAAAAUUAAAAUAAAAAAAUGCCUCCCCCCCCAUUUUACACAAAUCACAUUCCUUCAGGAAAACACACACACACACACACACACACACACACACACACACACACACACACACACUGCAUUAUAUACACACACUACACACUCUGUAUAUAACGCAGAGUGUGUGUAUAUAGUGUAGUGUCUAUAUAAUUUAGUGUGUGUGUGUUUAAUGCACACACUACACACACUGCAUUAUAUAUACACACAAACACUGCAUUAUAUACACACACACACUACAAACACUCCAUUAUAUACACACACUACAAACACUGCAUCAUAUAUACACUACACACACUAUACAAACACACUGCGUUCGCUAUACACACUAAACACUGCAUUCGCUUUACACACACCACACACACACACACUGCAUUCCCUUUAUACACCACACACUACACAAACACAGACUCUGCAUUCAUUAUAUACACACUACACAAUCACUGCAUUAACUAUACACACUACACAAACACACCCUGCAUUCUUUAUAUAUACACUACACAAAUAUACACAGCUCCACUGUCUAAACACACUGCAUCCAUUGCAUGUGGCUUUUAUAUUUUGUGCAUUUACCUUUUAGAAAUAGUUUAUUUUUUCAAAAUGGUAAAUGUACAGAAUAUCGGCAAGUUAUCGGCUAUCGGCCUGAAAGUUAACAGAUUAUCGGCAUCGGCUCUAAAAAAAAAAUCAAUAUCGGUCGAUCCCUAGUACUAAAGAUACUUGUCAUGAAGGGGUUGAAUAAUUUUGAAACUGGAGAAGUCAUUAUACACUGCAUUUGGGGAAACCACUUGUAGUGUUCGUUCAGGUAUUUCAAUUGCUUUUAUUUGAUUUGUUCAUUGCAAACAGCUGAAAGUCUUUAAAUUUGCGACAAAAAAAUGGAUUUUCAAUGGGGGGGGUUAAAUAAUUUGUAUUACAACUGUACAUGCCUGAUAUCCUAUACUUUGUGUGUAAUGCAGACUUGUUUUACUGUAAGAGACAUAGGAUAGACAGAGUAUACAGGGAGUGCAGAAUUAUUAGGCAAGUUGUAUUUUUGAGGAUUAAUUUUAUUAUUGAACAACAACCAUGUUCUCAAUGAACCCAAAAAACUCAUUAAUAUCAAAGCUGAAUAUUUUUGGAAGUAGUUUUUAGUUUGUUUUUAGUUUUAGCUAUGUUAGGGGGAUAUCUGUGUGUGCAGGUGACUAUUACUGUGCAUAAUUAUUAGGCAACUUAACAAAAAACAAAUAUAUACCCAUUUCAAUUAUUUAUUAUUACCAGUGAAACCAAUAUAACAUCUCAACAUUCACAAAUAUACAUUUCUGACAUUCAAAAACAAAACAAAAACAAAUCAGUGACCAAUAUAGCCACCUUUCUUUGCAAGGACACUCAAAAGCCUGCCAUCCAUGGAUUCUGUCAGUGUUUUGAUCUGUUCACCAUCAACAUUGCGUGCAGCAGCAACCACAGCCUCCCAGACACUGUUCAGAGAGGUGUACUGUUUUCCCUCCUUGUAAAUCUCACAUUUGAUGAUGGACCACAGGUUCUCAAUGGGGUUCAGAUCAGGUGAACAAGGAGGCCAUGUCAUUAGAUUUUCUUCUUUUAUACCCUUUCUUGCCAGCCACGCUGUGGAGUACUUGGACGCGUGUGAUGGAGCAUUGUCCUGCAUGAAAAUCAUGUUUUUCUUGAAGGAUGCAGACUUCUUCCUGUACCACUGCUUGAAGAAGGUGUCUUCCAGGAACUGGCAGUAGGACUGGGAGUUGAGCUUGACUCCAUCCUCAACCCGAAAAGGCCCCACAAGCUCAUCUUUGAUGAUACCAGCCCAAACCAGUACUCCACCUCCACCUUGCUGGCGUCUGAGUCGGACUGGAGCUCUCUGCCCUUUACCAAUCCAGCCACGGGCCCAUCCAUCUGGCCCAUCAAGACUCACUCUCAUUUCAUCAGUCCAUAAAACCUUAGAAAAAUCAGUCUUGAGAUAUUUCUUGGCCCAGUCUUGACGUUUCAGCUUGUGUGUCUUGUUCAGUGGUGGUCGUCUUUCAGCCUUUCUUACCUUGGCCAUGUCUCUGAGUAUUGCACACCUUGUGCUUUUGGGCACUCCAGUGAUGUUGCAGCUCUGAAAUAUGGCCAAACUGGUGGCAAGUGGCAUCGUGGCAGCUGCACGCUUGACUUUUCUCAGUUCAUGGGCAGUUAUUUUGCGCCUUGGUUUUUCCACACGCUUCUUGCGACCCUGUUGACUAUUUUGAAUGAAACGCUUGAUUGUUCGAUGAUCACGCUUCAGAAGCUUUGCAAUUUUAAGAGUGCUGCAUCCCUCUGCAAGAUAUCUCACUAUUUUUGACUUUUCUGAGCCUGUCAAGUCCUUCUUUUGACCCAUUUUGCCAAAGGAAAGGAAGUUGCCUAAUAAUUAUGCACACCUGAUAUAGGGUGUUGAUGUCAUUAGACCACACCCCUUCUCAUUACAGAGAUGCACAUCACCUAAUAUGCUUAAUUGGUAGUAGGCUUUUGAGCCUAUACAGCUUGGAGUAAGACAACAUGCAUAAAGAGGAUGAUGUGGUCAAAAUACUCAUUUGCCUAAUAAUUCUGCACUCCCUGUAUGUAAUGUAAUUGUGUAGUGCGGUGUGACUAGUUAAUAAAGCAUUAGGAUUUUUUCUUUAAAGAUGAAAGAUUUUAGCGAUUCCAUUGUAGUUUUUAAAUCGCAAUCUCUUUCAAGGGAAUAUUUAUUCUGCAUGCUGUCCUGUUUGACAGCAUGGGUGUCAUACCUUCAUCAUUGCUCAUUUUAGAAACUGUAUGCUAUAAUUAAAAUCUAAAAAUAUAAUUUCCAUGUAUUACAUUUGUGGCUUAUGUCCUUUUUUUCUAAUGAAAGGAAUGUGAAGUAAGAAGUUUUUUUUUUUGUUUUUUUUUUUUUUUACACUAUGUAAAAUAUUGCAGAAUUGUAUUUUGUGUUUUUAGAACUUCUGCUUAAAGCAGCUUUGUCACCUCUGGCCACUUCUUGAGUAUUUUAUAAAGAUAAAAUAUUUAUGAAUAUUCUUCUCCCAAUCCAAUCAAAAGGUUUAAACAAACCAGGGACUAUUUUGUCUUGUGGUAAAGCCCAAGAGUGACAAAAAGUAGAGUUUCUACUAUCAACUUAUGUCACUUAGCACAGUAGUUGCUAGUGACAGCUGGGUGGGGAGCAGCAUAUUCUCAAGCAUUGCACAAACUAGUCUGUGGACCACAGUUUCGAAAAGUAACACGUGAUCCUCGCAGAUGGAAUGCUGGGAGCUGAAGAAUGCAGGUGGCGUCUCAAAGGGAGACAUGCAGGUAAGUAUAGCUACUUUGAACGUCACACAUAAGCUACCACACAUUAGCGGGCAAGUCAUCGUUGAGGGUAUUUUUUCAAAAUGUGCAAUUGUCUCAAAUUUCAAAGACCUGCUUUAAAGCGGCACUGUCAUGCCGAACUUAACUUUCCUCAAUCUCUUCCUCUUUUCCCCCUCUCUCGGGAUCUGUUCUUCUUUUCUUCCUCUCUUCUUUAGUUUUCUUUAAAAUCAUAGGACAAAUUGACCAGCGGAGGAGCAAAGUGUGCUUCAUUUCCUGCUGGUCAGAGCAAUUUUCCCAUAAUUCUUACCUUUCCUCUGUGUUCCCGCGAUGCUUCCUGUCAUUUUACACAAAACUCCCGAAUUGCGUUCUAACUGAAUGAGAACAGUAUGUUCGUUUGUUUUAGAACUCCAUUCGGCAUUUUGUUCGGAUCGCAAUUUCAUUCGAAUGAAUGAAACUCCGAUCCUAUUCUUGCUGUGGCUGCAUCAUGCAGCCGCUUAGUAGAUAACUCCCUAAUUCCCACAGUAUCAGGGAGUUAUCUACUAAAAGGCUGAAAGUCCUAAAUUGGUCUUUCAGCCAACUUUACUAAUACUAAGUAAAAAUUACUUAGUAUUAGUAAAUGCUGCCCCUACUUGCUAUACCGCGAGUAGGGGGCAUGUCUAGUAAACAGUGAGCAGUCUGUGGCUGCUCACUGUAAAAACAAAACAAAAAAAAAAACUAUUGAAAUCCAUCCAAUGACAGUGCUCUGUGUCAUUUUACACAGCGUGGGAAAGUUCUUUGGAAUUUUCCCACGCUGUGUAAAAUGACAAAGAGCACUCUGAUUGGCUUAAACCCACCAAUCAGAGUGUUCUUAGCCUAAUUGCAGCCUGAGCCCCCCCCCCCGCCCUGCGGAGCUCAGUCUGCGCGGAGCCCUCCAUGGGUGAACAUGGAUUAUUUUUUUGCGCCCUGGUUUUUUCUUUUUCGUCGUCUUUUUUUUUUUGGCGGGAUUUUUAUUUUAUUUUAAAUUCGACGGUUAUGAUGGUUUUUUAUUUGGCCUUUUUUUGGGCUGAAAAAUGAAGAUUUGAGAAAAAAAGAAGACGUCGAAUGGUAAGUUUAAUUUUAUUUUACAGGUUAGUUAUUUUAUUCCCCCCUCACUAUUUUUUAGGGAGAGGGGGGUAGGUAGGCACUUUUUAUUUGGGUUGGGGAGGUGGGUGACUAGGGGCUUGGGGACCCCUAGUCACCUUGUGGGGGAGGGGGUGGGGGGAAUUGACUUAGGGCCCACCUGCCACCCAGGGGUGGGGGCCGGGAGGGGGAGGACAGUAGGUCCCCCCCAGCCGCCCAGGUGUGGGGGCCGGAGGGGGGGUGGACAGUAGGUCCCCCCCCCUCAUUAUCAUUUGGCCCCCACACGCCGCUGUGGGGUGGGGGAGGGUAGGGGAGGACAGUAGGUCCCCCCCCCUCAUUAUCUUUAUGGCCCCCACCCGUCGCCCAGGGGUGGGGGCCGGAGGGGGGGUGGACAGUAGGUCUCUCCCCUUAUUUACUUUAGGGCCCCCACCCGUCGUUUAGGGGUGGGGGCCAAUAGUUUUUUUUUUGUUUUGUUUUUUUUUUUACCGUGAGCAGCCACAGACUGCUCACUGUUUAGUGGACAUGCCCCCACUCGUGGUAUAGCGAGUAGGGGCAUUGGGCAGAUUUUAAUCUCCCUUGUGCUAUUAUGGGGGUCAUAUUGACCCCCAAUAGAGUGAGGGGGGACCUGGGGGGCUUAUGAAGUGGCGGGGAGCACAGCUCCCUGCCGCUUCUAUAGUUACAUAUUACAAGGAGGGAGCUGCCGGUAGCUCCCUCCUUGGAAUAAACCGAGCGAACAAACGAACACUGAUACACAGUGUUUGUUUGUUCGGCUGAUAUUUCUAUUCACUCAUUCGUCUGUCUGAAUGAAUGAAUGAAUGAAUAAAUGAAAUUCCCGUUCGCAUGUCCAGGUGUUUCACUGGGCAUGUGCGAGAAUCUCACAGUCUGUGUAGUCUGUGUAGUGUGGGCUGAUGACGUGUCCCACAGGGACUUCAUCUACCCACACAAAGAUGGCGGCGCCCUGAAUAUAGAUCGGGGCAGAAAAUAAGGAAUAAAAAGUAGGUAAUGUGGGGGGCUUAGGGGCAUUUGGGGGUGACUAGGGGGUCAGUUAGAGAUAGUGGAGGCAGGAGGGGGGUUAAAAAAAACAAAAAACAGGAUUCAGCAUGACAGUGCCGCUUUAAGUGCUGCUGGAUAGGGUAAAACAAAAAUCCUUGUAAACAAACAUAUACAUUCCAUUUAUUCCCAAUUGUUUUUUGUUUUUUUUCCCCUUGUGCUCUAUUUCCCAAUCUCUUCGUUCCAAACUGUCUGAAUUCCAACAUCCAUCAAGUCAGUCGUAGAUGUUACUGUAGACCGAAUUGGCUUGUAUUUUGUGUGUAAUAUAUGUCAUUUAUAUACUAUAUAUUUGAUUAUAUGUACAUUGUAUGUUGUUAUAAUUUUAUUUUAGUCUUCUGAGGCUCUCGGGUGGAGUUUCCGCCCUGUUCUUUUUAAUUUUGUCCUCUACAGGUUCCGGUUAUUCUGUACGGCAUGUAUGCGUUCGGUGCGCACGUGCAUGUUGAUUGUGCGCAUGCGCAUCGCAUGCGUGCUUCAUUCCACCGGAAAUGACGUCAUAGCUGGAAUGCAGGAACUAGAUCCUGUCAGAUGCGUUCCAUUAUUGAAGCUCACGCUACAUCCACAUGCCGGAUACCGAAGGUCUUUUCAACUGGGCCGACCAUUGAUAUUUUCCUAUAUAUACCCAGGAGGACCACUACAUCUACAUCCCUGAGGAAGUCCCCUUUUGCUGGACAAAACGCGUUGGACUUUUUAUUUAUAGAUGCUGCUAUAUUUAUUUCAGUUUUUCAUUUACAUGUAGUGCAUUUAUUUUAUCUACUCCAUUGGAUCUACAUCGUCUGGGAGUUCCAUAUUAUAUGGAGAUAUGCCUGAUACAUUUCUUCACUUGUAAGUGAGACCAAUAAAGAUAUGUUGUAAUUUUAUUACAUACUUCACUAUAUUUGAUUCUUCUAUUUUUGCAUAUAUUCCACGGAGGAUCUGUUUCAUCAUACUACUAGCCCUGGGAGGGUGAGAAGCCUGAGCUCAUGUUUGUUUGUGAGUGCACCUAUUUGCAUUAAAAUAUCACUCACUUAUUUAUACUGUAUUACGCUAUGUUCGUUUUUUAAUUCUUAUACAGAUUUCAUUUAUGAUUCACGACCUACAAUCCAGGUUAUUUGUAAAUUUUCUAUAUCACCACGUAUUGGGAGGUGUUUCCAUUUUGUCUUUUUAAGUAGAUGUUACUGUGUUAUAUUUAGGAAUCGACCAAUAUUGAUUUUUGUUUUUAAACCGAUACCGAUAGACUGUGAAAUUUCAGGCUGAUAGCUUACCAAUAUUCUGUACAUUCACCGUUUUGAGAAAAAUAUUUUUGCAAAUCAUUUUAUUUUAUUAAGUGGUAACUGCACAAAAUCUACAUGCCAGUCAGAUUUUUUUAUGUUUUCAAGAAUAUUUAUGUGUGUGUAAUGGAUGCAGUGAGAGUAUUUGAUUAGAUUAAAUACAGUGUUUGUGUAGUGGAUGCAGUAUGUUUGUGUGUAAAUAUGUGCGGUAGGAAGUCUCCCCCCUCCUUUUUUCUUAAUGAUCCUCUCUCAUCUUUUAGUGCCUACCCCAGUGUUAAUUUUCCCUUCCCUGUACCUUAGUGCCCUCCCUUAAUGUUUGUUCCUCUCCCCCUCCCCUGUCCCAUAGUUCUUUCAUCCCCCUUGCCUGUCCCAUAGUUGUUUUUCCUUCCCACACCCCUGUCCCAUAGUGUUCUUUCCUUCCCCCUUCCUCCCCUGUCCCAUAGUGUUCUUUUCUUCCCCCGUCCUCCCCUGUCCCAUAGUGUUUUUUCCUUCCCCCUUCCUCCCCUGUCCCAUAGUGUUCUUUCCUUCCCCCUUCCUCCCCUGUUCCAUAGUGUUCUUUUCUUCCCCUGUCCCAUAGUGUUCUUUUCUUCCCACGUCCUCCCCUGUCCCAUAGUGUUCUUUUCUUCCCCCUUCCUCCCCUGUCCCAUUGUGUUCUUUCCUUCCCCCUUCCUACCCUGUCUCAUAGUGUUUUUUUCCUUCCCCCUUCCUCCCCUGUCCCAUAGUGUUCUUUCCUUCCCCCUUCCUCCCCUGUUCCAUAGUGUUCUUUUCUUCCCCUGUCCCAUAGUGUUCUUUUCUUCCCACGUCCUCCCCUGUCCCAUAGUGUUCUUUUCUUCCCCCUUCCUCCCCUGUCCCAUUGUGUUCUUUCCUUCCCCCUUCCUCCCCUGUCCAAUAGUGUUCUUUCCUCCUCCUCCUAAAGUGUAACUUCUCUCUGUCUUGUCUCCCGCUCAGUAAGCACUUCCUUUUAGUCCGGCCGGGUACAGGAAACAUAAGUUCCUGUACCGCGGUGUUUACUGCUCCGCUCGGCCAUGCUACCGUCACUCCAAUCUAGCACCCCCCGGGCCAGUGCACCCUAAGGGGGCCGCUUGUGCCGCCUUAUGAACACGCCGGCACACCUCAUUACCGAUGAUUAUCGGCCGAUACUUAGAAAAAAUCUGAAUAUCGGCCGAUAAUAUCGUCAAAGCCGAUAAUCUGUUGAUCCCUAGUUAUAGUAGGGUCUCCUAUUCAAAUUGUCCUGGCCGAAUGCUCUGCUAGUAAACAAUUAGCUACAUCCUUUUUCUUAUCAACUGUUCCUGCUUUUCAUGAUGAUGUACAGAAGUAGAAGUUUAUUGCACAAAUAAUUCUAUUACUAAUAUACUUAUUGUUCAAGUUUCCAAGCAUAUGCAUAUUAUAAUAUUGUUAAAAACACACCGUGAUCAGGCACUAGCAAGAUAACAUGCCGUGUUGUUUUCUGAACUAGCUAUAGCUAACAAGGCAAGAAUGCAUGAUCCCAUAAAAGACCACACACAGGUUGUGUGUGCAGCACAAACAACAAUUUGCAUAGGUGAGCAGUGAUUGUCUGAAAAAUAUUCAUCUACUUCCUUGUUGCUACUAAAUGAGUGGCAGCAGAGAUCCAUCAAAUUGGGCAAAUUUAUUUGUAAUUUUUAUUUUAUUUUCUAUUAAUUAUUUGUAAAAGCAUUAUCUGCAUAAUGGACAGAAAAAUAGGGGCUUACUAGUAUUCAUUUAAAAGUUUAAAGGGACACUAUAGGCACCCAGACCAUUUAAGCUUAUUGAAGUGGUCUGGGUGCACAGUACAAGCACCUGUAACCCUGCAAAGCUAAUUAUUGCAGAUUUUUUAUAAAUUGCUAUAAUUAGCUUUGUGUGGUAACUUCACCUCUAAUGGCUGUCUACCAGGCAGCCACUAGAGCAGUGAUGGCGAACCUUUUUGAGCCUGAGUGCCCAAACUGCAAUACAUGCCAACUUUUUUUUCCUCAAAGUGCCAACAUGGCAAUUAAACCUGAAUACUGAGGUUUAAGUUUAGAAAAAACAACUUGUACAGUUUUUCGAACUAAAUAACAUCUUUUGUUUUAAAAGAACACAACAGAGAGUUCAAUGAUACAAUUUUUAAAUAAUUAUAUAAAUAGAUAACAUUAAGCUUAUUUUUAUUAGUAUCUCCAACAAAUGCAAUACAGUACAUACACACAGACUGCUGAAUACAGUCAGACUGCUGAACACAUUCACACACCGACUGCUGAAUACAUGCACACAGACCGCCGAGUACACACACACACACACUGCAUUGAGGGGUGCAGUGUAUGUGUGGGGCUGGUAAAGAGAUAUAUAUAUAUAAUCAAUCUUUAUUCCACCCCUUUCUUCUUACCUUUGAUGAAGGAGGGGGACACAGCCAGCCCCGGUGGUGAUAAGUAUGUGUCUGGCUGCAGCUCUUCUGUCCUUCUGCGCAAUGCUGUGUGGAGCGUUGCUAUUGGAAUGCGUGGCAUCGCUCCACACAGCCUGCUCGCUGCUUCCUAGAUCCCUUCCCCUGCCUCCAGGUCCUCCCGACACGAAAGCAGAUUAGUCACCUGCCAUUUUGGGUGGGCAGAUGCCUGCUCUGCUUUGCUGCUGACCAGCGCCCACCCCCCCGCCCACCGGCGACCAUUGGCCACGUGCCCACAGAGAGGGCUCGGCGUGCCACAGGUUCACAAUCACUGCACUAGAGGGACUUCCGGGCUGUUAGGCAACCUUUUUGCGGGGUGAGACUGGGGCACUAUAGUUUCCCUUUAAAAUUAAGGAAAGCAAUAUACACUGAACAAAAUUAUAAAAGCAACACUUUUUUUUUUUUCAUGAGCUGAACUCAAAGAUCUAAGACUUUUUCUAUGUACACAAAGGACCUAUUUCUCUCAAAUCUUGUUCACAAAUAUGUUUAAAUAUGUGUUAUUUUUGCCAAGAGUUUCGCAUGGAGUUGAUCAGGUUGUUGAUUGUGGCCUGUGGAAUGUUGGUCCACUCCUCUUCAAUGGCUGUGCGAAGUUGCUGGAUAUUGGCAGGACCUGGAACACUGUGUAGUAUACGCCGAUAUAGAGCAUCCCAAACAUGCUCAAUGGGUGACAUAUCCGGUGAGUACGCUGGCCAUGCAAGAACUGGGAUAUUUUCAGCUUCCAGAAAUUGCGUACAGAUCCUUGCAACAUGGGGCCAUGCAUUAUCAUGCUGCAACAUAAGGUGAUGGUCGUCGAUGAAUGGUACAACAAUGGGCCUCAGGAUCUCGUCACGGUAUCUCUGUGCAGUCAAAAUGCCAUCAAUAAAAUGCACCUGUGUUCGUUGUCCAUAACAUAUGCCUGCUCAUACCAUAACCCCACUGCCACCAUGGGCCACUCGAUCCACAACGUUGACAUCAGCAAACCACUCACCCACACAACGCCAUACACACUGUCGGCCAUCUAACCUGUACAGAGAAAACCGGGAUUCAUCAGUGAAGAGAACACCUCUCCAAAGUGAGCAUUUGCCCACUCAAGUUGGUUACGAAGACGAACUGCAGUCAGGUCGAGACCCCCGAUGAAGAUGAUGAGCAUGCAGAUUAACUUCUUGAGACGGUUUCUGACAGUUUGUGCAGACAUUCUGUGGUUAUGCAAACCGAUUGUUGCAGCGGGUGGCUGGUCUCAGACGAUCUUGGAGGUGAAGAUGCUGGAUGUGGAGGUCCUAGGCUGGAGUAGUUACACGUCCUCUGUGGUUGUGAGGCAGGUUUGAUGUACUGCCAAAUUCUCUGAAAUGCCUUUUGGACAGACUGCUUAUGGUAGAGAAAUUCACGGGCAACAGCUCUGGACAUUCCUGCAGUCAGCAUGCCAAUUGCACGCUCCCUCAAAACUUGCGACAUCUGUGGCAUUGUGCUGUGUAAUAAAACUGCACAUUUUAGAGUGGCCUGUUAUUGUGGCCAGUCCAAGGCACACCUGUGCAAUAGUAAUGCUGUCUAAUCAGCAUCUUGAAAUGCCACACCUGUGAGGUGGAUUAUCUCGGCAAAGGAGCAGUGCUCACUAACACAGAUUUAGACUUGGAUUUAGAUUUGUGAACAAUAUUUGAGAGAAAUAGGCCUUUUGUGUACAUAGAAAGUCUUAGAGUUCAGCCCAUGAAAAAUGGGGGCAAAAAGUGUUUAUAAUUUUGUUCAGUGUAUGUAUCCUGCCUGUUUGUAUGCCAAACCUAUCCACGUUCUUGUAGUUUAUCUGACAAAAACAGUUUUCCAUAAGUAUAACUGGUACAUGUUUAAGGCCAAAUGUGUCUGAGAUGCUGCACUUGAAAACUGCUGUUGUAUUAUAUUACUAGGAUGCGAUAUUUAUUUAAAAAACAAAAAACAUUUGUAGGUAUGAGAAAAUAUUUGACAUGCAGUCAUUAUUUCAUUAACUAGAUGAUUUAUUUUGACAGACCCAGAGAUAUGUGGAGUGGACUGUUUCAUAAGCAUGUCUAUAAAUACUGGCGUUUAAAUGAAGCAGUUAAGUGACAAUGAACAAAAGCAUUUUUAUGCAAAUAUACAGUAGAGCAAUUUGGAGACCAAACAAGCCUGUUCCUGUUAGUGUCAUCUUCGUCCCGCAGCUGGUAACGAAGACAGAAGCUGUUUAAUAAAAGACAUUUUAGUUGGAGAUGUUUAGAACAAAGAUUUAAAAAAAAGAAAUUAAGUGUACACUUUUCAAGUUACACAAUAACAAGUCCAGUUAUUAAGAUUAAAUUUAUUUGACUUGAUUUAUGACAGUUGUGAAGGGGAGAAAGAUACAUAAAAUGCCUGGUAUAGUGCACUGAUUUUUGCAUUCUAGUAUGUGAUCAUUAAAUGUCAUUAGUUGUCAUUGAAUGUCAAUUAGACACAUCAUUAAAUAGCAAAUUAUGGUGAACCACUAAAGGUAAAAAAAGCAUUAGCUCAUUUUUAGGGCUUUUUUUUUUUUUUUUUACUUUUUUUUUUUUUUUGCUGUUCUGUUUUAUCUGAACUUCUGGCAAUUACUGCAUAUGCACCUUUUCUCCUUAAUGCUUCUAUAUAAGACAAGUCUUCAUGAUACUAUAAAGUAUUAAAAGGAACAAUUUGGAAACUACAAGCCUGCAUAAAAAUAAGUGCUGACUUCCCAUUUCAUAACUGCAUAAUAUUUAUAAUAUUCAUGCAUUUUAUUACAGUUUUUUUUUUAGAUUUAGGAACAUUUAUCAGUAUAAACAUACAAUGCCACUAUUACAGUUGUUUUGUAAUACAGUAAGUAGAUUAACAUUCGAAAGAUGAAAUAUGGCAGAAUAACAAAAUAAGAGACAAAGAAAGAAAAAACAAAACAUUCUUACUGUGAGAGAAUAGGAUGAUCAGUUGUGUCCCCAGUAUUUUGUAUUCCAGACAAGAUUCACAGAACAUAGCAUCAUUGACUAAGCCAUUACAUUAGCCAUUAGCAAUCUGUACUUUUUUUUAUUUUUUUAUUACCUCAACUGAUCACUUAUCAGAUUGGUUUGCCUUCUUUGUAUUUCAUUUAUAAUUUUUUUAUUUAUAAUUUAUUUUCUUAAGUUUUUCACAGAAGAAAAAACAGUAAAAAAUACAUAUCACAUUAUACCAUACAUCACAAACAUAUAUAAAAUACAUAGACAACCAUAUAGUACAUCUUAUCAGGCAUGCAUUGCAUGACAAUAUACAAAAAAUAUAUACCGUAUAUAAAGAUUAACCUCUGCAGGAUCCUGGGGUAGAAGAAGGCUAGGUCUAUGCUCAGGGGCUGAUAAAAACAAAGAACACCCACCAUACAUUAACUCAAAAUAUAUUAUUGAAUAUCAUUUACCCAGUCUUGCCAUAACCUAUAUUUUUUUAGAUUAUUCAAAAAAGGGAUACUUAGGUCCCUCUCCAUCUUAUUCUGCAUCAAGAUUUGUUCUUUAAUUAUUUCUUCUGAUAAUCAUUGAUUGUUUCUCCAAUUCCGAGGAAUUACAAUUUUUUUUUUUUUUUAAUUCUUUAUUUUUGAGUCAACACUGAAUGCUGCAUAGCAAAAUACAGCGGCUCACGCAGGGGCCGAUUACAAGGCAGUUUUGCUUAGCAUAUAACAAUGGAUAGAUGUUUUUUAGGUUAGGAGACAUUGGUAUUUUGCCGCUCUGUGUCGGUUUCAAUUAUGGGGGGCAGUUCUUGCCCGUUCAUAAAAUACAAAGAACACAACAGUGCAACACAAUAAAGUAACAUACAAUAACCUCUGAGAGUGUAAUACAUAUUUCGCAGCACUUUCCAGCCGACUCACAUUGGAUACAUAGAGUCUAUUUUCGCUGUUCUGCGUAGAGCAGUUCUGACUUUUGUGCUGUAGGCUAUGUGCUCUGGGCAAUGCCGUGAAUCAGUCGGUGUCGUGGUGGGUUUGCUAUCAUUUAGGUUUGUGUCCGUCAGUUACUGCCAAUGUCGCCCCGUCCUACGAGCCAUCCCAGUUCAGGUUCUGGUUUGGUCGCGGGUAACGGUGCCCUGUCAUAUUCUCUUGUGGCCGUGGGGAGCUUCGUAGAGAGGCCCUAGUGAUGGGUCGUGUAUUGUUGGCGGUCACUGUGCUUUACUUAUAAACUGUUAUACCAGUUUUUAGGUGUAGUGUCGAGCAAUUACAAUUUUAAAAGCUACACAGCAAUGUAUCAAGAGACAUUCUAUUUUAUAGGGUAGUCUUGGCCAGUGCAUAUGCAGUAACACAACUUCGGGUUUCCUAUCCAGCACCAUCUUCGUCGGAUCUACAAUAAAUUUAUAAAACCAAUCUAUUAAAUGCUGAAUCUCUGGACAGGUCCACGAUAUGUGGAGAUAAAUCCCUUCCUCUCUACUGCAUCUCCAGCACAGUGGAGAUGUAUUUGGAUACAUCUGCGCCAACUUUUUGGGGACCAAAUAUAAUCUAUUCAUGACUUUAUAGUGAGUCUCCAUGAGGUUUAGGCAUUGUACUUGCUUACAUGUCUUAUUAAAAGAUUUGCACCAUGCUUGCUUAUCUAAUUGGCAAUUUAAAUCUCUUUCCCACUUAAUUUUUUUUAGGGGUGGCUACCCCAUAAUUAAUAUUUCUAAUUUUUAUUGCCUUAGCUAGAAUCUUAGAUGAAGCUGUAUUUGAAAAGAGAGAUCUUAGUAACCUUGGGGAUUUCUCUGACGGUAUAACUAAAAAUUUCUGUACAAAAUAUUUGACCCUUAUAUAAGAUAAAAAAUCCCAUUACUUGGUAUCUGGAAUCUAUCUUUAAGGGAUUCAAACAACAUUAAUUUAUCAUUAUAUAUAACCUGUGAUAUUUUUUUUUUUAUCACGCAAAUUCUCCAGGAAUCCAGUCAGAUCCUUAAUAUUAGCUUUGAUUACACCCAGCGUAGAGAAAUAUAGUAUUCCAUAUCUCAGGCCCAUUUUUCUUUUAAUCUCUUCCCACAUCGGCUGAAGCUGUGACCAUAUUUUAUUAUUCUUAAUAUCUAUACCCAUUUUUUCUAUAUAUUUUGUAUUCCAUAAUAAACCUUCUACAUUAUUUAAUCCUAAAUCAUCCAUUUCCAUUUUAAACCAGGGUUCAUUCAUAGCAGUUUCUACCUGAGUUCUAUAAACAUGAGUUAAUUGGUUCGCCCAGUACAUUUGGAAAAUUUAAACCCCCAUCUGUAAGUUUUAGAGACAUAAUUGAUCUAUUAAUUCUAUUCUUUUCUCCUUGGUUAAUAAAAUUUUCCAAACUCUUCUGCAGUUACAUUAACCAGCUAGGUGAAAUUCUAAGAAGUACCAUUUGCAUUAAAUAAUUCCAUUUAGGAACAAUAUAGGAAUUAACAACGUUAAUGCGCCCCCACCAUGUAAUCUGUAUAUGUCUCCAAGUUUUAAGUAAUAGGUUAGUAUUUUUUGUAAGAAGUUUACUUCCAUCUUUCUGUCAAUAUUUUUAGUGAUUGUUACUCCCAAAUAAGCAAAUUUCUCUGUAGUCCAAACAAACUCAUAUUUACUUUUAAUCUCAUCUCUAUGUUUUUUCUUAAUACUCAUAACUAUAGUCUUAUCGUUAUUUAUUUUAUAGUUUGCUAAUUGGCUAUAUUGCCUUACUUCUGUCAUCAAAGGGUCUAGCAACUUAAUCGGGUCUACCAAUGAGAGAAGAAUAUCAGCAUAAAGGCUGAUCUUAAAUUAGUCAUCAUUUAUCUUAUAUCCCUUGAUUUUUGAGUUUUUCCUAAUGCUUUCCACUAGGGGUUCAAUAGACUGUAUGUAUAACAAUGGCAAUAGUGGACAACCUUGUCUAACCCCAUUCUUUAUUGGUACCUCAUCUGAGCAAAUAUUUGGUCCAACUAUUCUAGCAGAGGGAUUUUUAUAAAGUACCAUAAUACCAUUUGACAUCCAGCCAGUAAUAUUAUGUGUUUCUAAAGUUAAUUCUAGAAACUUCCAGUUCAGCCUAUCAAAAGCUUUUUCCGCAUCUACCGCGAUAGUCAUAAGGGGUAUCUGUUUCCUUUUUGCACUGUCUAUAAUAUCAAUAAUUCGUCUGGUAUUGGAUCCUACCCAUUCUCCUGGCAUAAAGCCAGUUUGGUCUUUAUGGAUUAAUUUUUUAAUUACCAAUUUAAGCAGGGUUGCUAGAAUAGAGGCAAAUAUUUUAACAUCUGUAUUUGUUAGGGAAAUAGGCCGAUAGUUUGAAACCAAUGUGGGGUCCUUUCCUUGCUUCAGAAUUGGCAACACAUUUGCUCCAAGCAUUUCUCAUGGAAAGCUCCCUCUCUGAACCGCAUCAUUAAAAGUAAGGGCCAACUGUUUGCUCAAUAGGAAUCUAUAUACAAGAAAGAAUGAGUUUGAUAUUUUUUAUUAUAUAAUCAUUAUUUAAUUUCCAGGUUCUAUUAUUAUUUCCUAGAAAGCUAUCAUGUACCUCUAAUAUGUAAAAGCUAUGUUCUGACCACACAUUUUCAACUAUUCUUAUUCUUGUUAAUUUCUCAAUCCGAUUCACAUUACCCCAAAUCCUAUUGAUUCUCGAGUAAGAGAGAUGUACUCUUGAUAAAUGGGUAUAAUUUCUCGUUUCCGGGUUAAGUACGCGCCAUGCUUCAUAUAACUCAAAAUUAUUCAGAGUAUUGGUCAGUGCUUUCGCAUGUUUUAUUAUAUUUUUAUUCCUAACCCUACUUCCCAUAAGUUUUUUUUUUUUUUUUUUUUAAUCUUUCUGAGGGUCCAAUACACAAUUAAAAUCCCCAGCUAUCCAUUUAUACUUUUGUUAAUAGAGCAAAUUCGGCUGUUAGUGAAGUAGAGUACUCUCUCCGCAAAUCCCAGAGUACGCAGAUCGGGGCUGUGAUUUAGGGAUUCUGCUCUAAACUCAUGCCCUGUUCUGGCAUUACAGUUUCAAAACAAGUACCUGCCAGAAUACACUGAAUCUGAAAAUACAUUUAUACCUUGGGCUUCAACUUAAUAUUGUUGGAUAAGCUUUUACAUGAUCUAAUAUUUUUGGAUAAACUUUAGAAAAUUUUGCAAUUUUUUUUUAUUGUUAUAUUUUAUACAUGAUAGAUUUUAUUAUUUAGAAAAAUAGUAACGGUUAAAAUUACCAGUUUUUCCCAAAAAUUAUUAUCAACAAUAUUAUAUUGAAGCCUGGGUGUCCAAAUGAACAGAAUUAUUGUUAAAAAGCUCUGUGCAAUAUGCUAAUCACAGCAUGUCAGGUUUUUUUUUUGUGUGUGUGUGUGUUUUUUUUUUUUAGCUUUAUGUUUGGGUUAUGCGGGAGAACUGGGUAAUAGGAGACUCGGCUUUCUGGGAAACUAAUCUCAUCAAGCCUGUUUUUUUUUUUUUAUUUAUUUUUUUUUAACAUGCUCCACCUUUUGAGACUAAUUGAUUUGUGUAGUAGAAGUCAGAGCAUUAAAGGUGCAGCUUGUUGUAUUGAUUAUGAUGCUAUAAAUCAGUGGGCAUUGUGCCCUGUUUUAGAGCUUUCCCUGGCACCUAUAAACCGAUAAUGUGGAAACUAUACUUCUGCAUUAAGUGUGAUCUUUUCCAACGUUGAAGGCAGUGGUAGGCGUGAGUUCGCUGUGGGUGUGUUAGUUCAGCACUCAAUAGCUGUCUUUGCCAAACAGCUGUUUAUCGACCGUUUGAGACUGAUCAUCUGCUGAAAAGGCCAGUUGUAUGUUACCAGGGUUUGACUAGCCUGUGUCCAAAGAUAAGGGUCCCAAAAGAACAAACAUCUGUGCAUGUGUAUUUAACAGGUUAGUCACAAAGGACACCGUAAAAACUACCAGCUAUACAUUGGAAAUUUUAAAGGUUAAUCUCUACUGGUACCUGGGGGUUAACUCUGGGAAGCACUAACCAAUGUGGACAACAAAGGGUUAACAUUGUGUGGAGUAGUACCGUAUUUGAUGUGUCCGUACUGAAAGAGUUAAUUGUGUGCUUGUUUUACGGUUUAAAGUGCAAUUCUCCAGUUCAUUGUUCUCUGACCAGGUAACCCUGGUCAGCAUAGCUAACCGCAAAUUUCCCUUUCCCUCCUGAUCCUUUUGCACCAAACCCAGCCAGUAAUAUUCGUGUACCCUCUAACGUUUCUGUGAAUGACACUGUGACCGGAAUACUUGUCCUUUAUGACAUAGGUAGCUGAGGACAUAAUCUGUCUGACGGUUUCCUUAGAUUGAGAGAGGUUCUCUACCUAACGGAGAGCUCCCUUUACUUUUGGUUGGGCCCAUACAUAGGUACUUACUCCCACCCCCUUUUGCUCAAUAAUCCUAGACUGGAACCAUGGGAAGGUUCCUAGCACUCUGGUUCCAUCUGUGUCACUGCAGUCUCCUAAAAGGUCCCCACACUGUUUUACAUGUUUGUCAUGCCUUCAAGUAACACCUCAGGAGUGUGGUAGCCCAAUCUACUUGUUUGCCAUAACAAGCUACAUGUCCUGAAACAAAAUAAGUAAGUGCAGUUAAAAAUGAUUUUGGGGCCUCUGCCAAGAGCCCUGGACAGUGCUAUUUGCAGGAUUGUGAAUUUUUACAAAAGAAAUCUGAAACGAGAAAUAGAGGCAAAAAUAACUAAUCUGGAAAAAUUCUCUAAAUGUUGUCUCAAAAGGGCUAUUUUUGCAUCAGUUUUGCCAUUUGGGUUUAUUUUGCAAAAAUCCUGAGUGUUCUUACCCUUUGCCCUCCCAUAGUCUCCCCCUUUUUCAUAGUGUGUGUGCUUGUUGUGUGUCAUCCUUGUGUGCAUUCUGCUUGUCGUGUAUGGUGUGUGUUCGUUGUGUACGCAAGUAUGAUUACGUCCACUGCAUGUUCACAGCAUUCACUAUACACACUGUUUUACAUUACACACAAGCUGGAGUUUACUAUAAUCAUGGUGCAUGUUGUUUUAGUUUUUUUCCUAAAGUUCAAGUUAAACUAUAAUAGGGUGCGUCUUCUAUUAUAAAUAAUACGGUAAUGCAGAGAUGAUUUUGGAUCAGUAUGAAUUUUCCUUGUUCUUUGAACACUUUGUUUAGAACUUUCAUCUCUGUGCAUUCUUUCCGUGUUAGAGCACUUUUGUUUUUACUUCCAUGGCUACACUCCAUUCGAUAUCCUUUGUGUUUAUUUGCCAAAUAAUUUGAUGACUCAGAAUGUUAUAAACACAUGGAUACAUUGGAUAGUGCUCAAUCAUACAUUGAAAAAAAACAACCACCCACCCACAGAUUGAUGACUGAUAAAAAGGUAUUGACACCUCUUGUCUGUUCAUUUUAAAAGUCUAUCAGACUGAUCUCUGUUACUUGUUCAGGUUUACUUUAUGCAAAUCCCAAACAUUUUUUUUAAUUCCUUUAAUGUGCUAGCAUUUACCACUCAUUCAAAGGGAAUUUCUGGCAUGUACUAUCCUUCAUGUAGCCCAUAGUAUACAUAUUGUACUUUAGAUAUCCACCAUUAAUGUAAAGUCAAAUGUUCCUUGGUGACACUCCCCCGAAAACUUCCAUAUUACAACCCUUUGACACACUAUUUUAAAACUGAUUAUUGAAUUAUUUGAUUUUUUGAUGGACCUUUAUAUAUAAAGUUUCAGUCACAGUCAAGAAAGUAGUGUCUAGAGCUGUAUAAACAGAAAUAAAAGUGUUUUAUCUAUAUAUCUAUCUUGGUAUCAUUUUUACAUAUAUAUCUAUCUAUCUUGGCAUCAUUUUGACAUCUAAAGGGAUACUGUAGUCACCAAAACAACUUUAGCUUAAUGAAGCAGUUUGGGUGUAUAGUUCAUGCCCCUGCUGUCUCAAUGCCCAAUUCUCAGCCAUUUAGGAGUAAAAAUGACCUUUAUUUCUGUUUAUACAGCUCUAGACACUACUUUGUUGACUGUGACUGAAACAGUCUGCAUAAAAGAAUGGUUUCAUUUUCAAUCAGACGUUAUCUUUAGAAGCUUGUAUCUCCUGCUCUGUAAAUGUAACUUUAAUCACACACAGGAGGCUCCUUCAAGGUCUAGCAGUGCAGGAAAUAUGAAAUUCUAAAUUAAACAUACUAUGCAAUACAGGAUGUCUAAAUAUUAGAUCUCUCUUUACAGGAAGUGUUUAUUGUGUGCUGGUCACAUGCAGGGAGCUGUAAUUAGGGAUGCAUAAACAAAGUGAUUUAAUGGCAGAGAAUUGAGCAGUGAAUCCACAUUUGCAUGAUCUAUACAGCAAAACGGUUUCAUUAGGCUAAAGUUGUUUUGGUGACUACAGUGUUCCUUUAAAAGUUGGUUUAUUACACUUCUCAAUCAAUUGAAAGUUCAGCACCUGAAAAAUCAGAGCAAAAUUAAAGGUGUGUAGAAAAUGUUUGCUUUGUAUUCUGUUUCCACACCAUCACACAUAAUUAUGCCCAUGAUGUUUUCAUGUCUGCCCAUUUUUAUUCUUCACAUAUUUACUGUAUAAACUAUAUCAAACCAAUUACAUUAUAAAAAAUAUUGUGCCACCUAAUAUACACUCUCCACCUUAUUCUUGUAUUUCUGUGUUGGUUAUGGUGUUUAGAGUGUCCCUUCCAUUUGCUUUAAAUAACAUGAUGUGAUCUUUAUCCAAGCACACUAAGUCAUGCACAUUUUUUUGGGGUGGGGGGAGGGGGGGGAGUUGGUAUUGAUUUACAUCUCUUUAUUGAUCAUAUUGAAGUAUUUUAAUUUCUUUACUUGGAAAAGUAUAUUAACCUCUUUAGUAAACAUCUCUAUAGAUGCUCCAAUACAACGGACCUGCCCUAGAAAGCAAUUCUCGUAGUCCUUAUUGGAGUCUCCUUUCCAUUACUAAUUUAUGAAGCGAGUUGUGGGCUGUUAUACAUGGAUUUCUUAUGAAAAGACAAGGAAAGAGUUGACUAAACUCAGCUAUUCAAUUACUUCUAUCAUUGAGUGAUUCUGUCGAUAAUUUAUGUGAUGGAAUCCUCCAUUCCUAUAGCUUGUGGAGGGGCUUAGAGUUCGUAAUCUGUAAGGAGGAGGCUGAUCUCACAGAAAACCAUGCAAAGUGUCAAAAAGAACCAUUCUCCUCAUCCCCAUAGCAUCCUUGUUAGAGAACCAUGAGAGAUGUGAAGGUUGAAACCAGCCACAUAAAACUAUACCCUAGUGUUGCUGUACAGAUAAUUACUACAUGGUAAAGAUAUACCAAUAGUAAAAAGCUGUGUAGUGCUAAAAUAAAAUCAAUGUAACACUUACCCUUAAGGGUUAAACAAUGAAAACACUGUAAAAAUAACUCAUAUAGUGUAAUCCCUUUGGUGAUAAGUCAGUGGACUAGUAAAAAUGAAUACACUCACAUGGGAAAGAGCCUGGUAUGGAUAGGCUCAAAUCGCUUUAGUGUACGGUGUUAGAGUUCCUACAUUUGUUUGGAAGCUGCUAACACUUUGCACUUUAAUAUUUGUCUAAAGCGCCUUUAAGCAUAGAGCACUUUUUUGUUAUCUGUGAUUUACUAGUGUUGCUAUGUUACAAAAUAGGAACUAGGUCCCUGUGUUGUAGUAUUCCUAGAAGUUUCUUUGUUCUCUUCUUCAAACCCCGUAUUAUUAUUAUUAAUAAGAUAUCUCAGUAGGGAUUUUAAUUUACUAAAAUAAUAGGAAGGGGAUCUUUUAAGGAGGCAUGAAAACUCCUAAUACUGUUCGCCUCAGAAAUAGAAUCACCGUGUCCACUUCACACCUUGGAUUUUGUUGUUGUAUUUCUUCCUAUGAUGAUAUAAAGUUGAUUUUACUAUGAAAGUAAACAUGCUGAAUAGGAUAUCCUCCACCCACGUAUUGUGUGAAAAAUAUCUCUUUUUGGUUUGGAACAGCCGACAGCUGGUUAUAGGACAAAGUAAAUGGAAUCAUGGCUAAUUUUGGAAAGUAAGUAGCUGAGGGGGUGAGCUGUUCAGGAAUAUAUUGGUUGUGAAAGUGCCAUGUUUGAGAAGGAGGUUUUAGGGCUUCAUUCCCCAAAAUCCUUGCAGAUUGGGGCUCAGCAAGUGGGCUGCUGAUAGCAGACCCAAACAUCGUGGCACCUGGGAAGGAACUGUCUUAUCUUAUGUUGAUCACCACCUGGAUGGUGAAUACGCAUUUGUAAGUGCAUAAAUGAUGUGUGUCUGCUAAUACGUGUACUUGGUUUUCACCCUUCAUCUUGUCUCUGCUAAUAUUUGGGGAAAAUGCUACGUGUGCUAUGAUCACUCUCGACAUCUGAGCUAUAUGAGGAAGGCAGAAUAAUGGAUAUAUUCUUGCUAAAAACAGGAGCUCUACUGGAGCACUUCAUACAAACAGGAAUGGGCCGAAAAAGCCAACGAGUAGGUUUAAUCAUUAGGUAUAGGACAUGUUUAGUUAAACUCAUGUCUGCUAAAAGAUGUUCCUCCAGUUACUAAGUCUAAAGGUUAAGAACAUUUUUGCAACAGUUAAAGGGUUACUUCAACAACCAGGACCACGUCAGUGAUUAAAAGUGAUCAUGGUGGUAGGAAUAUGCUUGAAACAUUACACAUACAGAGUUAUUUUUAAUUGUGUGUGGGGAUCUAGGUAGCCCAGAACUCUGUCUACAACACCUAUGCAUACAUACUUAUACACAUUUUUCUGGAGAGGUGGUAAUAGAUUUGUGAUGUGAUGUAAUAUGUAAAUUCUGUGUUUGCUUUUUGAUAUUCUUUGAUUAUAUUGGGUUGCUGCGUAACUACCUACAUUUAUAUUGAACAAUAAAUUAUCUCACACCCUUUAAAACAGACAGUUCUAUAAAUAGCAAAGUCAUGUUGUUUUUAAAUCUGGUGAGAAUGAAUUAGGUGGUUAUUUUUAUCAGUUAAUAGUUUGCUCAUUGUACAGUGAGAGUUGAUUGAUGUGGUUACAAGUUGACCUCGCUGACAUUUUCUUUUUGCUGGGUGUGGCUGCAUACAUGUGCAAUGAUGGACUUUCUUAAAGCAUUAAUAUUACAUGUGUCUAGUUUGGGUAAUAAAGAGUUACUUAUAAUUAACUAUUUUUUUGUUGCAGAAUGGAAAAUUAUCUGCCGAAGUAGAACCAUUUGUUCCUCAGAAGAAGGGAGCCGAAACGAUCGCUAUGCCCAUGGCUGUACCUGGUGACAGUGGAGGUGUCGGUGGACUGGAAGCCACUCCCAUUCCAAGCUAUCUCAUAACAUGCUAUCCAUUUGUUCAAGAAAACCAGUCCAAUAGGUAAUUUGAUUUUUGUCGCGUGCCAGCACCGAGGUAUUCAGAUUGUGAUGUUUACAGCUUAAUGAGCCAUUCUAUAAAUAGAUUUUGUAAUAUUUCUCUGGCAGAUAUGCUUCAGUAAAAGUACAGAAUCACAUGCCCUAGAAUGCAUGAACUUUGCUUUUCUUCUGUGUAAAUAUUUUACAAGUAUUGUAGCAUUUAUAAAUCAGUUCUAUUUGCUUAGUCAUGGUAACCUUCGAUACACAAUAAUUCUGAUCUAAAUAAUCUUGUGCGGCAAUUAAAUGCCUUUGCUUGUUCACAAGGCUUUCAUAAGCACAUACUAUUUUUUUUCCCCCCGCUAAUGUUCAAUGUAUUUGGGCUGAUGAAUACUAUAGCCAUUGCUGCUGCCCAAGAGUGGUGAGAGUUUGAUCACAGGGUUUAGUUUUCUAUAUUUGUUUGUCAUGUUACAGCGCUGCCACUUACCCUUUUAGCUGAAAGCAGCACAGUGAGUUGUUGGUGUAGUACUCACUUAAAAGGUUUGAUUCAACAGGGCAGGUGUACUUAGAUUUUAAUAAUGAUUGAAUUGCUAUUAAAAACCUCCUGUUAUUUAAUUUAAUUUGGUAACUUUUUAGUUCUUCUAUUUAAGGUUGAAACAUAUCUGCUGGGAUACCCUGCAAUUAUAGAGAUCCGUUGGUCCAUAUAUACAUAUUACAACCGACCAAUUCUAAAACUGAAGUUUGGUACAAACUAGAAACAGAGCAAGCCAAAGAAAAAAAAGAUCUUUGCUUAUUAAUUUGGCACGAUCUUAUGAAUAGUCUGCUACGCCAGAUUUCCCACUGGUUUUACAACAGACUCUGAACCAAUUGAAAUCCAUAAAAACUGAGCUAAUUAUUAUUAUUUAUUUUUUUAUAAACUAUAGCGGUGCUAAUUUUAGAAUUUUAGAGAUGUUUGUCCCAGACCAUAAUUUAAGAAAUUGUAAAAAAUCCAAGGUUAUAACUACACUGCCUGAGCAUAUUUAUGUGAAGGUAAUGCAGAGAUGGUAUCUUGUCCCGGAAAGACUUGCAAAUAUGUCUUCAAGGCACUCCUCAUUGUGUUGGAGAUGUGGCAGAGGUUGGAUCUAUGACACACAUUUGGUGGAGUUGCUCCCAAACUACGCAUUUUUGGACAGCAGUCUAUAGAUCAACAAAUCAAUUAGGCGCCCCUGGUCUGGCAAAAAUGCCUGAAGUGGCACUUUUUUACAAUUGAAUUGCGAAAGUAUAAAUCAAGAAGCCAGGAUUAUAAUGAAUCACUGUCUGACUGCUGCCAAGAUGGUGAUUUCCAGAUGCUGGAAAACAAAUUCAGUUCUGUAAUACAGUCAUUUGUAUCCCAAUUAGUUCAUCCAUUAGAAAUGGAGAAAGCUAUACACUACAACAAUAAUAAAGAUUACAUUUUCCACUUCUAUAAUGAAAUAAUAAGUUAGGAAGUAAUGAAAUCCCUAAUACGCAACUUUAAGAACAUAACUGACUAAAAUGUUCUAUUUCGAAUACAUUGGUUUUGUACACAAGCUAAGAAUGGCCCGCCCGGAUGAAUGUGGAGGAUAAAAUAUAAUGUAUAGAGUUGCAUUUGUAAAACAAUCACAUGUUUUUCUUUCUUUUUAUGAACAAAAUGCUAAUUUCUGCAACUUAAAAUUUUCAUGACAUAUGACGUCUUGUAUUGUGAUAUUUAGUUUUUUUUGUUUACCUCAAGAAAAUACUUCAAUAAAGAUUAAAUAAGAAAAAAAUCAUUGUAAAUAUAAUCUACAUUUCUAGAACAUAACCAAAAAUGUAAAUCAAGAUGUUGUAAUUAUAUCAAAUACGCAUAAAUGUGUAUCUCACAGAAACCUCCAAUGUCUUGACGUAGAGCAUUUCUCCACAAAUAUCCAAACUCUCCUUUCACCUAUCUCAAACCUCACCUGUCCUAGUUCUGCAACCUCCUUCUACAAUUCCACCCUCUCCUCUCAACUUGACAUCAUGGCACCUUGUACAUUUAAACGCCGCAGGCCUCCCCCCAACAACAACCCUGGCACACCAAGCUCACUCGAUACCUCCAAAAAUGCUCCUGAACUGCUGAACGCUGUUGGAGAAAGUCUCACUGCGCAUCUGACUUUCUCCACUAUAAAUUUAUGCUGAGCUCAUACAGCUUGGCUCUUUCCUCUGCAAAAGUUAAUUACUUCAAUAUCCUCAUAACCACACUCUCCCGCGAACCCAAACGACUAUUUCACACAUUCAUCUCACUUCACUGACAAGAUCUCUACAAUCAGAGAAGAGAUCUCUCAUCUGUCUUCUUCCCCUUACAAUACUUCCCCUAACUUCACUCCCUCUGCUGUUUUAUGUUCAUUCGCACCCGCUACAUUGGAAGAGGUUUCUGCUUUGCUCCAGUCCUUCCGCCCCACCACCUGCUCCCUAGAUCCAAUUCCCUCGCAUCUCAUCCGUACUCUGUCUUCUUCUCUUUCUCCACCUCUCACUAAAAUUCUCAAUCUCUCUCUCUCCUCUGGUAUAUUUCCAUUGCCCUUCAAACAUGCAACUGUAACCCCAAUUCUAAAGAAGCCUAAUCUUGACCCUAACUCCCCAUCCAACUAUCGUCCUAUCUCGCUACUGCCUUUUGCAUCCAAGAUCCUUGAAAAAAUUGUGUAUGCGAGAUUGACAGACUUCCUCGAGUUCAACUCUCUGCUAGACCCGCUUCAGUCUGGUUUCCGCGCUAAGCACUCUGUGGAAACUGCACUGACCAAAGUAUCCAAUGAUCUACUCGCUGCAAAAUCUCGUGGUCAAUACUCUAUCCUAAUUCUCCUUGACCUGUCUGUGGCUUUUGACACUGUUGAUCAUCAACGGCUUCUUCUCAUCCUCCGCAAUAUCGGUGUACAAGAUAUUGCUCUCUCCUGGUGCUCCUCCUACCUCUCCCAGCGCUCUUUCAGUGUUUCUUUCUCUGGCUCUGCUUCUUCUCCCCAACUCCUCUGUUGGUGUCCCCCAAUGUUCAGUCCUUGGUCCCCUACUGUUCUCCAUCUAUACUGCCUCCCUUGGUAAACUCAUUAGUUCCUUUGGCUUCCAAUAUCAUUUCUAUGCAGAUGACACGCAAAUCUACCUGUCCUCUCCUGAUCUCUCCCCGUCCCUCUUGACUAGUGUCUCUGACUACCUCUCUGCUGUUUCUAACUGGAUGGCUGCCCACUUCCUUAAACUAAACUUGACCAAAACUGAAAUUCUGGUCUUUCCUCCCUCAAGUGUUGUUACUCCUGUGUCUGUCUCCCUCCAAGUCAACAGUGCUACCAUCAGCUCCACCACGCAGGCUCGCUGCCUAGGUGUUCUCUUUGACUCCGACCUCUCCUUCAAGCCUCAUGUUCAGUCUAUCGCCAAAUCCUGUCAUUUCAAUCUCAAAAACAUUGCGCGCAUCCGCCCCUACUUAACGCCAGAUGCGACUAAGGUGUUGGUCCAUUCCACUGUCCUUUCUCGCCUUGACUACUGUAAUCCGCUUCUCAGUGGUCUUACGUGCUCCCAACUUGCGCCGUUACAGUCCAUAAUGAAUGCGGCGGCGAGGCUCAUCUUCCUGUCCGCCCGCACCUCCCAUGCCUCACCCUUCUGUCAGUCCCUACAUUGGCUUCUUAUAAAAUAUAGAGCUCAAUUUAAAAUUCUGGUUCUUGCUUUCAAAUCUCUACAUAAUGCUGCUUCCACCUAUCUAUCCUCCCUUAUACACAAGUAUGUCCCGUCUAGGCCCUUACGAUCUGCUAAAGACUUACGUCUAUCUUCUGUCCGUACUCCCACUCCUGAUGCUCGCCUUCAAGAUUUCUCGAGGGCUGCACCGUUCCUGUGGAACUCGCUUCCCUCCUCCUUUAGAUGCUCACCCAGUCUCCACUCCUUCAAAAAAUCGUUAAAAACCCACUUCUUCAUAAAAGCGUAUCAAUUAAACUGUUAAUAGCUCCUGACUGAUUCUUCUUCUGCAACUGUCAGUAGUCUAAUACUAUCCUUACCUUUUUGUGUCAUUUUACCCCACUCCCUCUAGCAUGUAAGCUCAUUGACCAGGGCCCUCAACCCCUCUGUUCCUGUGUGUCCAACUUGGCUGGUUACAACUACAUGUCUGUUCGUCCACCCAUUGUAAAGCGCUGCGGAAUUUGACAGCGCUCUAUAAAUAGCAUAAUAAUAAUAAGAUCGCUGAGCAUUUGCAGCCCCCGAUUUGUUCUUCCAAAUCUUAUUUAUCUUCUAAAGUUAUACUAAUAUAGUCUUUUUCUAGAACAUAAUUCUCUGGUGUUUGUAAUGUACACAAAGUAUCGUAGUUUUUUUUAAAAUAUAUAUAUAUAUAUAUAUAUAUAUAUAUCUACCUACUUAACUGGUCAAAAUAAUAUAUAAUGAUUACAAAUAAAAAUGACUGUUUAAGUUGCUACUAUUACAAUCCUUAGCUUCAUACGCGCGUGUGUGUAUAGGGGGUCACACACAGACGGCUGCAGUAAUUGGAGUUACCAAAAAUAUACAUGGUUUGUGCUGUAGUAAAUUGUCCACCAUUUCCCUACACAUGUCCAUGUGUGUCUUGACUUACAAAGUAGCCCAGCGGCCUAUAUAAUGUACUUGCCCUGGUGAUUUAUAUAACUUUACCCAGGGACAGUUGGGUCACACUGUAGUAUCAGUGUAAUUUCAGAAGUUAACUGUAAUUUAUAGGAAUCAUUGUUAUGAUUGUAUGUUGAUUGAAAAAUUGGCACUAGGAACGCCUAACUGAACACUUUGUUAUUCUUGGCACUUUGUUAGAAACCCUAUAUUGUAACUACUCUAAUUUGUAUUUUUGAUUUAGAGCAGGUUCCUCUUCACCUCUUGUCUUUGUCAGCACCACUUUGUAUGCCAUGCUUGUUGUUUUAUAUCCCCAAUGUAUAAUUGUAAAUCCCAGUGGAAUAUGUUGGUGCUAUAUAAAUGAUGAUAAUAAUUGUCCAACUAUAUCUCCUUUCUUUCAGACAAUUUCAGCUUUAUAAUAAUGAUAUAAGGUGGCAACCAUCAAACUCAAAUCCUCCUGGUCCCUACCUUGCUUACCCUGUUCUACCUAGUCAGCCACCUGUGUCCACAGAUUAUAUGAUGUAUUAUCAGCUAAUGCCAGCACCCUGUGCUCAAGUCAUGGGAUUCUAUCACCCUUUUCCACCUACCUAUCCAACACCACUCCAAACCACCAAUGCUGUAAAUGCAGUAUCUGUAGACUGCAAUGAUCGUGCAAGCCAGCAGGCUCAGAUCAGCAUGUUAUCCAGUCAGAGAAACCGAAGCAGCACAAGAGGACCACUUAUACAUAAAGUACGUAUAAAAAUAAUAUAUUGGGUAUUUGUAUAACAAAAAGAAAUAAUGAAAUAUUUAAAGGAAAACUGUGUGCAAAAAAUGCAUAAUGUUUUUUAAUGCAUGUGAUUAAUUAUUGCAAAUGGAAAAUUAAUUUAUUAAAAUUUGCACAGAUAUUUCCUAAACCAUAAAAUUCAUACCUUCCAUUAACUGCAGAACUGGAUGGUACUACUAAUGAUGAUCCACCUACCCUUAGCACAGCACUUGCUUACUUGUGAGUUCUUGGAAUUUCCCAAUCAACUAUCCCCAUAGAGAAACAUUUAGGACCUAAUCUCCAGUCUGUAGCUUACUAUAGAAGUGGAUGGUUGUAAGAUUUCAGAACUCAAUUAGAAAAAUAAAUCAUACUUUAGGAUUGUUUUAGUUCAAGGGCUGUUUAACUUUUUAAGUAUAAAGCUGUCGCCCUCUGGACACAUAAAAAUGAGUAAAGCUUUUGUGGACUAAUAAUCCAAUCAAGCGUAAUCAUCAAUUAGAUGAGGUUGACUGGAGUUCGAUUCUGUAUAAGCAAAGCGUUGCUUUAUCAUCCCAUUUCAUCACAUCUGUAUAUUGACUCCCACUAGACUCAGCCAGGAUCUCACUGAGCAUGAUAGGAGUUGUAGUCUAGCAUGAGCAGGCAAUUCUUACACUCAUUUUGAUGAGACAUAAAUUUCUAGCAAAGUGGGUAUUUUUUGUAUUUUUACCAAAGAAUACCAGAGGUAAACCAGAACAGAGUAGUUUUAUCUUUAGCAGUGAAUUGUAGAGUAGAAAGUUAAAUUGCCUGAGAGCCAUGUAACAGGAGCUUUGCCACUAUGUGUGAACUCACCUAACCAUGAACAGUCUGUCUAAAGCAUCUGAGGUUGACAUGCUAUGUAUUCUGACACUGGAGCACAGAACUGAUUCUGUCAGUCAAGGAGUGAUUAUACCAAGAGGCUGUCUGACAGCCCAGGGAGGGGACACUUGCAUACAGGACAAAAUAGUAUUUAUCUUCGGAAUGAAACCAUUUUAAAAAGAAAGGCUACAGAGACGUGUUUUUACACUGUAACAUCUUCUGUCUGGUUAAUCACCCUUUACAGAUCUGAUAAUCCCUUUGUCUGUUUGAGAAAACCUCUAAAAUUAGUCCCUUGAACAAAUUCAGAUAAUUUAAUUCUGGACUGAUCUGUUCUUCAGGCUUCCCUAAAUUUUGUUCAUAAGUCUUUUUAAAGAGAAACUGUCACUUGUCUGGAAUGUACACCGUUAAAUAAAACAUUGAAGAUCACCUUAAACCUUUAUUGCCAUUUUUUAGAUGCUCUGAGGUUUUUUUGGUUUAGUUUUGAGUUUUAUACUACAGAUUUAACAAAUGAUAUCAUAAUCCAGUUCAGACAAGGCAAAGCUAAGGCAAGCAUUGCAAAUGAAGAGAAGAACUAGAAGCGUUCUUUAUUUCUCCUCUUCUCUGUAUGCUUUUCCUAUGCAAAAGACCGAGCCUAUGAUGAUUGACAGAGAUCUAAGUUGGAGGCUUUGGGUUGCAUGAUAGACGUGUAGAUUUCAACAUUUGCUUGUAUUUUUUUACGCCCCACAAAUACAUAUUAUAACACAUACAUACUAAUAUUUCGUUAAAUCUGCGAACAAGUAAACAUAAUAUUAAAAAUAACGGGAAAUGGCAGUUUCUCUUUAGAAUGUUUUAUAAUUAAUUAAAACUGAUCGCACUUAGCUGGCUUGGCUAGGGCUGCAUAAACAGAAACAAAAGGGAAUUCUCUCCUAAAUGGUGAGAAUGGGCAUUGAGACUCCAGGGAUAUGAUCUAUAUUAAAACUGCUUCAUUAAAGUUGUUUGCUUACAUUGUCCCUUUACAUAACUAUUGUUUUGUAUUUCAUGUGUUUAGAAUUUAAACACCAAUGUGUUGCAUUUGUGUUUAUUAAUUGUUUGUAGUUCUGUGUACAUAGCAGAGUGCUAACAGUGCAGGUGUUUCUUCUUUCCUUCCACCAACAGCAACCACAACAGUCUCUGCCUCAAAUAAAAUGUAAGAGACCGCCAAUGAAAAGUGUGGCCGUACAGAAGGAAACCUGUGCAUCAGGCCCCGAUAUCAAAUCUAAAAUUGUCCUUUUAGUGGAUGCCUGUCAACAAACUGGUAAGGGAUAGUCACACAACGUGCGCACAAUCUCAGACUCCUGAUGGUAGUUUCCAUGAGGUUUAGAAACAUAGCAUUGGAUCUGCAGCAGAUAUAUUUAUCAUCUCCACAAAUGAAAAAAGGAAUUCAAUAUUUUCAGUAAGGUAUCGCUUGCGAUUGAAAAAUUGUCUUCAGUAUAUUCAGCAUAUAUAUUUAGUUUCUUUCAUGAAGUAUUGCUACAUUAUCUAGCAAAUGUGAAAUUAAACAUUAAUCUCACUACAUGGCUCUGCUUGUAAAAAAAAAAUGGUAUCCUGAGAACACAAAGGUAGUGCCCUCAUAAGUAACCUUUAUUUAACAUACUGCUUUAUAACUUGUAAACAGUAAUCCAUUUUAACACUUGGACAAUAUAUCCUUAUUUUGCCCCUUUUGCGUGAUGCACACAAGUAAAUAAAGCUGUCUUUAUUGGCUAUCAGAAAACAAGUUAAAAAAAAAAAAAAGUGUAAUGAAAACACUAUGUGAUUGGAUUAAGGUUAGGCACCAGAUGUGCAUUGUUAAGUACAAUUUCUUAUCUGGGUCAGCUAGUAUGUAAUUUUUUGUUUUCAGAAUACAUGGAUCCAUAUUCAUGUACACGCACAUAUUUUGUAUCUAUGAAUUUUAAAAUGUUUACUCAUGAAUCAUAAUAGCACUAUCCUAUUCAAAAUCCUGCAAUUUAUCAUUAGUAUGCAGCCCAUAAUAGCACUAUCCUAUUCAAAAUCCUGCAAUUUAUCAUUAGUAUGCAGCCCAUAAUAGCACUAUCCUAUUCAAAAUCCUGCAAUUUAUCAUUAAUAUGCAGGCCAUUGCUGUGAAACAUUCUUUGGGAUGAUGAAACUGUGAUUUACUUUUCUAAUUACUGAUAUAUUCGUAUAACCGGCUACUCAUCUGAUGGCAUAUGUUAUUUAUAUCACUGCUCCUGUAACCGUUUUGAGGAGACAUUAGACUGGAUAUAGUUAAUCCAUAAUAUUUUUUAUUGUAGAUUUUCCCAGUGAAAUCGCCAAUAAGUCACUGUGUGAAAGCAUGGGUGCAGUUCCCUGGAAAUCCAAACCAAGGCGUAGACGGUCUUCACAUCCUGCGGGCGAGUCCUCAAGUGAACAGGGAGCAAGUGAGGCUGACAUAGACAGUGACAGUGGGUACUGCAGUCCAAAGCAUUGCCAAGCAGCAGCAAUGUGUUCCAGGCACACAGACUGCACAGCACUCAAUGUACGUAACGUGAAUAAUUUCAUUCUCAGCAAGAUGUGAAUACGCAAACAUAGCCAGUGCAGUUUUUAAUAUACAGGCUAAUUGAUUUGUACCCAUCAAGAUUUCAUCUGCUGUUUUUAUACUCCGCACUUUUCUGUAGUUCUAAUAGUUUUGUUAAUUUCAAUUUAGAUCUAACAAAUUGCGAACUGUUUGCAAAACAGUAUUUUUAAGUAAGCUACUUAUUAGCGAUUUGAGCAGGUCAUAUAUUGUUGAAGUGAUGAUUACAGAAAAGUUUUGUUUCCUAUUCUACUAAGACUCCUGUGCAUUAUUUUAAUAUAACUGAGUACCCCAUUCCAUAUCUGCAACCCUGCUGUUCAUUUAAUAUUUCUCUCUUGCACGCUUUCUUCAUAUUUAUCCCUAAUAUAUACAUAUAUUUAUAUGUAUAUGUUCCCUAAUAAAUUUCCUAUCUACUUUACUGUAAGUUAAAACUGUUGUGUACUUAUUAAGCAGAUCGCGGCAGAAAAGUUUGGAUAAAAAAAAGCCUUUAGGUGCUUUCCUCCUCCCAUACCAUCUCGAGGCAGUGUAUAGUUUUUCAAGCUUGUAUUCCACUUGUUCAUGUAUUUAUGCAUCUCGGUAUCAUUAGCAAAUCUAAUUGGACUUUUUAUUUUUGCAGAUAUCAGAUCCAGCAGCAUCUUCAGGUAUUGUAUCAAUUUUUCUUAUGUCUUCUCAGGUGUUAUAUCAAAGUAUUAUUAGUAACUUGUACAGCUAAAGCAGUCUUUUAUCGCUUUUAUUAUAGAUAUAUUGGUUGUACUUUUUUUCCUGAAAUAUUUUAUUUACCCAAUACAAACACGAUUUGAUUUUCUCUCUCUCCUUUUUAAAAAAAAAUUUAAUAGUUGGAGGAACUUGGGCCAGCGUUGCAUCCCAGGCUACACAGAAAAGGCCUUGGAAUGAUAAAGGUCAAGCAUUUUCUAGAGGGGGAAGACCCACUGAAUUACGAAAUAAUACUCAGGUACAAUAUAAUGGAUAUCAGAAUUCUAUAUAUUGUAAUCACAUUAUACGCACACAGCCACGCUAAUAUUGUUUCUGCCAAAACUAAUAGUUUGAGGAUAUUUUCUGCAUGUGUUUGCAGUAUAUCAGUGUAAAACAAACAACAACAAAAAAUGAACUCCUUAAGGACACAUGACGGAAAUAUUCCAUCAUGCCUCCCUUUUAUUUCUGAAGUUGUGUCCUUAAGGGGUUAAAAACCAUAUCACUUUUACCACCCUUGCACUUCUGUGUUAUGGACGGCUUUGUCACCAGUUGAGUUGUACCAUUCAUUGAACACUGCAGGGGUUAAUCUAAUUUACAUGCCAUGCCUGGUUCAGUGUCUAAUGUGAGUUGGCCUGUAUCAAUAUUGCAUUUUCUUCUCCACACAUGUUGAAGGAAGGAUACGUGGUUGCAGCUUGAUGUCUGCUCAGAGGUAGAAAAACCAACAAUAAUGGAGAUGUGUGCUCCGCAUGCUUAAGAGUAUUCCCCAAUGAAUAAAUUGUGAUCGCACAAAGCAGACUUUGUUUUCUGGGAUGUAUCAAGUAGCAUUAGAAAAGUGUGUGUUGGUUGCUGCGCAGCCCUCUACUGGGGGAGACAACUUCAAGCAAGAAUAACAUGCUAAAUGAUUUAUUGUGCCCAGCAAAAUAUAUAAUUGCAUUUUGAACUUUUAUUUUUUUAUUUUAUUUACUUCUAUGCAGCUUGGAUAUCGUUUAAGAGGGCAAAGCACAUCAUCAGAAAGGAGGCAGAAUAUUCAGAGGAAGAAUGACAGUAAGGCAGGAGCUACAAACCUGUUAAGCAGACCUGAGCAAGGCUCUGAGCAUCUUUAUUUCGAGGUAAGUCUUUCUUCCAUGGAAGCAGUGGGUAUGUCGUAUAGGAAACUUAACAAAUCAUGUGGUCUGGGGCACACAUGUAAGGCUUCACUAUUUUCACGGUUUAGGAUGAAGAUGAGUUUCCUGAGUUGAAUAGUAGCAGUGGAAGUACCAGAAAUGAAAACACCCAACCAAAGAUUGCUGCUAAAGUGGUAGGUAUGAGGUUUCUUGUGAGAAGACACUGCUGCUGUUUGAUUAUGUAUUACUAAUGAGCAAUAUUUUGCAGGAUGAAAUUGUGCUCAAAAGCUUGUGGGAUUAACUUUGAAAAUGCACUUCUCAUUCUUAUUGUUUGAUUUUAGUUGGAUGAUUUACCAGAAAAUUCACCAAUUAAUAUAGUCCAAACCCCAAUCCCCAUCACAACCUCUGUACCAAAGCGGGCUAAGAGUCAGAAGAAGAAGGCACUUGCGGCAGCUUUGGCCACAGCACAGGAAUAUUCCGAAAUUAGCAUGGAACAGAAAAAGCUCCAGGUUAGUUACACACUGCAGCGUUUGGAAGUUUACCUGUAUUGUGAAUAUAUUCUGUAAAGCAUGGUUUCCAUAGUUACUGCUGACCUUUAUAACUUUGCCCCUACGUUGCUCUUGGAAUAAUAAUCCAAAUGUAUUUUUGUCUUUCCUGUAGUGCAGAUUCAAAGAAUGCUUGUGGCAUAUAAUUUGUUUGGUUUUUGUAUAAUAUAAUACAUCAUCAUAAAGUGACACUAUCAUUGAGAAUGUUUAUGCCAAUUUGCAGAGCUCCUAUAUUUUAGGAUUUUUAAUUCUGUUCAAUUUAUUUUAUAUAAAUAUGGAAUAAAUAUUUCUAGAUAACGUUUGCUUCCCUUUAGCAAUUAAAUAUUCCUUACUUUUUUUUCAUUGUAAUGAUUACGCCGGGAUCACUGCUUCUGCAUUGCCACUUUUACUAAUUUAUAUCUUUUUAGAGGACUCUGUAUGUUUACUUUUAUUGUCGCUAAAGCAACUACUGUUCACUAUUUAAAAAAAAAUUUUAAAAAAAUAAUAAUUUUUUUUAAUGCAGGAAGCAUUAUCCAAGGCAUCAGGAAAGAAAAGCAAGACUCCAGUGCAGCUAGAUUUGGGAGACAUGCUGGCAGAGUUGGAGAGACAGCAGCAAGCAAUGAAAGCUCGUCAGAUUACAAACACCAGACCUUUAUCUUACACUGGUGAGGGGGCAUACAGCUUGAAAAUAAGAGCUCUUUUCACAUGUGUAUUAAGUGACACCAGCACAGUGAAAUUGAUACCUUACUUUAUAGGCUGUUGGACUUGCUGUAAGAUUCCCUAUAAAGUAUGUAUACCACUUGUGUUACAAUCUAGUUGUAACUUCCCCCUCCAUAUAUUUGUUGGCCACAUCUCUACUCUGUAGUGGCAACACUGUAGCUUAUUGCAGUGAUUAUGGUGCUAUGAAUGUGUGUGCCAUUGAAUUUGUUUUCUAUCAAACUAUAUUUGAAAAACAGAGCCCUUUCAGACACCCAUAACCCCUCUUCUCUGCUGCCAUGUAGGUAAUGUGAAAAUUGCACUUACAAAUUCUAGAAAAUUAUGUUGGUAUUCCUAAUAUGUAUUUCUGUUGUUAUAACCCAAUACUAUUCCAGGUGAUUUAUUUACUUGUCUUUUUUUCAGUUGGCAGCACUGUCCCAUUCCACACCAAAGACCAUGCAAGCAGAAAUGUGUUUGCAAAGGCCCAGUCGCCAUUGUGUUCUCCUAACCCUUUGGAUUCCACUGCUCCCCGUGUUAAAAGAGGAAAAGAAAAAGAAGUUCCAAAACUGAAACGCCCUACUGCACUUAAGAAAGUAAGAUUACUCUAACAUUAAAAAAAGUAUAGUAUAGUGUGUGUAGAUACUUGAAACCAAUUUUGUCACAUUACAUGAAGCUGUAACUACUGUGCCAGUUCCUAGGGAGUGUGUGGGACUGUGGAAACAUAGUGACAGCCAUUGUUAUUUUCAGAUGCUGUCACAUUGAAGCCAUGCAUGCCUAUGCCAUUGGGAAGAUGUGCCCUGAUUGACAAAGUGCUUCCAAGUUGGGCAAUCCUUUAUACGGAGGAUAAAAUGUAGAUAUAACAGCCACGGCAUGAUGGUUGCAAUUGCUCUAGUUUGUUAAAAAGACAAUCUGAGCACCAACAUUACUUAAUUUUAUUGAAGGGGGCAUACAUGCUGCCCCCCGCCAUGCAACCUUUCUAAUAAAAACAGUGCUGCUUCUGAGAAAUGGUCCUUUUUAUGUUUUACUAUUUCCAUGCUGAUAGUGGCUGUCAUUCAGAUAGCCACUAUGGUUUUCAUUCUAAAAUUGUAUCAAAAUGAGCCAUAUGUCUGCAAUGCUUCUGUAUGAAAAGCAUUAGAUUGAACCAAAAGCCAUCAAGCUUCACAGUAGUAAGAUCAGGCUGCAGUGAGGAGUCUUUUUCAGCACUGGAUUACAAAUAAGUUUUAUAGCAAUUUUUUAAUAAUUUGUUUUGAAAGGGAUAUGCAUUAAUUUUUCUUUAUUAGACUGUUCAUUAAAUACACUUGAAAGCAAUGAAACUUAUAAUUUAUCACUAUGAAAUACUUGUGUUAGCAGUUGUCACGACAGGAGCACUUUAACUUUUUGGAUUAUGUUUAAUAAACUGACAAGCAGAACAUUUAUACCAAGAUCUGAUUCUACCUUCUAUGUCUUCUUCAAGAUUAUUCUAAAAGAAAGAGAAGAAAAAAAAGGGCGUUUAUCCGUGGAGCAAAGUAUUCUGGGGUCUGAUGAACAAAAGGAUGGUCCAUUAAAUUUUGCAGAUGACCAAUCUGAAGAGCAAGUCUCUCAAGAAGGUACAUAAUUACUUUUGUUUUACUUCAUCCACAUUUACAAAUGGUUAAGUAAGGUCUAAAUAAGACAAGUGUAAUGUUGCAUGUCCCCACCCCCCUCCCUGUAAAAUGCGAGAUCCAUUACAUCUGUCUUUAAAACUCUAACGUAAAAUAAUAUUAAGCUAGGUAGUUCAAAGGUUAAUAAUCUUUUUUUUUUUUUUUCCUUCCACUAGAAGCAGGUCUAAGUGCACAAAGUGAUACCUCGCUUUCACCAGCAAGUCAAAACUCCCCUUAUUGCAUGACACCAGUAUCCCAGGGCUCACCAGCCAGUUCUGGCAUCGGCAGCCCAAUGGCAUCCUCCGCUAUUACCAAAAUUCACAGCAAAAGGUUUAGAGAGUAAGUGUUCAGUACAUGCCCAUUUUAUUUUAUUUUCGAAUAUGGAAACCUAGCAUUAUGGGAUUUAGUAACUGUAUUUAAUUGCUCUUACACAAUGCCUUCAUGUAGACAGUAUUACCACUUUUUACAUUUUGUUAUGGCUGUAGACGAGUUCCAAAUUUUGUAGUAUUUUAGUAUAUCAGUGUAUUUAUUGGAAACCAUGUAGUCAGUGUUUUGAACCUCUUAAUCCUUUUAUCUUGUGAAUUUUACACGCUCUUUGAAGACAGGAUCAACAGUAUGUAACAUUAUUUUAUAGGCUAUAAAAAAAUAAAAGGUCCAGAUCAUAUUUAUUUGAGAAACAUAGUUUGCUGACAUGAUACAAUCCAAUAUUGCGGUCUUGUGAGCAAUAACUAGGCAUGAGAGCAGCACCACAUGCAGCGAGGAGAGAAACAUCCAAAUAUUUUUUUCAGCAGUGUUGGACAGGCACUCUGAGAAUGGAGAGCUAAUAGAAAUAUGUUUUAUUUACACAAAGCCAUCAUAUAAAGUGCAGGGGGCAUUUAACCAGUUAUAGAAAGCAGGUAUGUGCUUCCCAAACAGGGGUAUGCAGACAAGAUGUGUUUUACAGCAAGUGUAACACCCACUAAAAACAUGAUUCUCAGCAGGAGACAGGGAUGAUGGAAAUACAUUAAAAUAUGAGCUUUUAAUAGUAUUAAAAGAAAACAAAAAACACUUAACAGGAGCCUAGACAGAUGGUUAAAAAAACUACAAAAUUAGGUCUGUCACUUUAAUACAUAAGCUUUUGUCUCAGUACUGUGGAAUAAGGAUGUAAACUUCUUAAAUUGUGACUGCAGUAGUUAGAUUGGCAUACAUCUGAAAAAAAAAUCUUUAUUUUUGUGGUGCGAUUAUCACUAAUUUGUGAUAUUAAUUCUUUGUGUAUUUUUAUUUGUUAGGUAUUGCAAUCAAGUACUAAGCAAGGAAAUUGAUGAAUGUGUUACCGUGUUAUUACAAGAACUUGUCAGCUUCCAAGAGCGGGUUUACCAAAAAGACCCCAUGAAGGCAAAAUCAAAGAGAAGACUUGUUAUGGGUUUACGAGAAGUUACUAAACACAUGAAGUUAAACAAGAUAAAAUGUGUUAUUAUUUCUCCAAAUUGUGAAAAAAUUCAGUCAAAAGGUAUUAUUUUCUUUCUUACAGGUUUCAAAAGGUUUUCAACAGCUCCCAACACACCAAAGCAUACCACACUGAUAGCUGCCAUUUGUCACUGUAGCUGCUGCUUGUAUGGCUACAUAUAAAGUAUAAACUUUAUGAGCUUUUAUGUCAAAAGCCAUCAGUUGUAAAGCAAUAACAAAAGAAGUAUCAACAUAUAUAAUGGAACGGGUGCUUGAAUCCAGUGAUUCUGUUAGUCCCAGUUAGGAGUUAAGCAAUUCCUUAACUACGCAUUCCUUUACGAAGACAUUCUGAUGGUAGAUUUCACAUUUUGCCACGAAGAUGUGGCAUAGGUUUUGUCCUUUUUUUAACACUUUUAUGAAGCUUUUCAGGGGCAUCUUGUUUUGCUGAUUACAAUUUCUAUGCAUUUUAUUCAUUUGCCUUUGUUCCCAUGUUUGGAUAUUAACUUUAUAUGUUUUAGGAUGACCAAUCUUUCUGUUAUGUGUAUUUGAGUAUUUAUAUCUAUCUAUCUGCUAUGUCAAAAUAAAUAUAUAAAUAUAUAUAUAUAUAUAUAUAUAUAUAUAUAUAUAUAUAUAUAUAUAUAUACACACACACACAUACAUACAUCAAUAAGGGGAGCACACCAGGACUUCAAUAUAGUGCAAAAAGUAUUUACUGUAUCCAAAACAUGGUACAAAUUCUGUGCAAAGAAAAUCAACGUUUCGACCCUGCUGGGGUCUUUAUCAAGAUCAAGAUGGUGAUCUUGAUAAAGACCCCAGCAGGGUCGAAACGUUGAUUUUCUUUGCACAGAAUUUGUACCAUCUUUUGGAUACAGUAAAUACUUGUUGCACUAUAUUGAAGUCCUGGUGUGCUCCCCUUAUUGAUUUAUGUAUAUUUGGACGCGGGACUGCACCUAGGCAUUUGAUUCACUACAAGAGGAAUUUCAGGAGGUGUGCCUUGCUUAUUCAUUUUUUAUAUAUAUAUAUAUAUAUAUAUAUAUAUAUUCCACAGACCAUUUAACUGUAUGUGGCCAGUACCUUAAGAUUGAUUGCAUUGUGACCUACCCAGAGUCACUAAAGAUCUUGUUUCUUGCCAAUGCAGAUUGUGUGUUACCAGAAGAGCAGGUCUUAAACCUACAGUUAUACUCUGUGCACCCAAUCUGUAUUUUACCGUGAAAUCUGUUUUAUGUUGCUUGCCUUUCUCCUGUAUAUAUCCAGUUGGUUGCAUAUGCUGGUCUGUACGAGAUUUGGUGGGUAGACUCCGUUUUACACUGCUAAACUCUGACCCAUCUAUUCCAGUGUGAGAAGCAGAUUUUGAUUUGCUUGUACUCCACUUCAAUUAGGGCAUUGAGUAUGGUUAAAAGAGAAUAUCUACUGUUUAUCUUAAUAGUUCAUUAUAAAUUUAAAGCAACAUUCCAGGUGCCACAUUUAUUUUUGUGUAAGUUAAGAUGUAUAGUAUUGUACUUGUUUCUUGUGUGAUCACUAGAAAAGUGAUCACAGCUAGCAGCAGACUGACAAACAUGCAUUUUUCAUAAACCCCACUACAGCAUUUUUCAGAAUGUUCCAUUCGAAGAUGCAUAGCAAAUUAAGAAAUGACCAUUUGUUCAUUAUCAAAUGCCCAUGUAUGUUCGUUUGUUUUAUGAAUUUAUCAAAUUUUCAUUUAGGACACCCAUGGAUUUGCAGUUUUGUUUUUUCAAGCAUUAUUCUUUUCAUACAUUAAAAUGGAAGGUAAAUCCACAGUGGAGUGUUCCAUAAAUCACUAUGAUCACUAUCAAGUUUGAUUAAUAUUAAUUGUCAAGAAUUUGAGUUUUACAAUUUAAGCCAAAAUAGCAGAACGGGAAAUCUGAAAUGAAGAAUUUUUCCUUUCUGACCUUCAAAUUGCAAUCCAAAUAGAAUUCACACUAUAUGUAUUACUAUUAUUAUGAUUGAUAAAUCUAUGCUUGUGGGAGGGUUAUGCAUUUAUUCAUAUUGCAGGCAGUUGGUUAUAUUGCUUCGUUUCAUUUUGAUAUUGAGUAACAGACCAGUUAAUGUACUUAUGUUUUAUUAAUAUUUUCUUUGUUUUGUAGGUGGCCUCGAUGAAGCACUAUAUAAUGUAAUAGCCAUGGCCAGAGAACAAGAGAUCCCUUUUGUAUUUGCUCUUGGAAGAAAGGCACUUGGUCGCUGUGUGAAUAAAUUGGUACCUGUUAGUGUUGUGGGUAUAUUCAGCUAUUCAGGUGCAGAGGUAAGAAAGGAUGAGUGUCCAGUGUGGCUAUGGAAAAAUAGUUCUCACAUUGUGCUAUGUUCUACUAAGCUCCUAAUUUGCCAGUUAGCUCAAAGCACACAUGUAACUCACAUUUUUAACAUCCGGUAUGGAGCAGUUUUGGAGCUUUACAGUGAAUAGCUAAAGUAUAUUAUAUAGAUCUCACCAACUCAUUGUGAAAUGCUUGCCAACUCUUUUACAAAGGCUAUUGUCAUCACGUUUAAAAAGUAUAUCGGAAUCAGCCCUUUAGUGUUUAUACUAACAGUGCUUUUUGAUUGACAUGGGUGUCUGUCAUACUCGGGCUAAAACCUUGAUUGAUCCACCUGUGUUUAAGUGAUUUUUGGGAGUUUGAUAUUUUAAUCUACAUCAAUAUAAUGUUCUCCACUGCUGGUGUUGCUAGCUAUUUUAUUUUUGGGUUUUAGAUCCCUUUGGGAAUGAGUGGUUUUCUGUUGAAAAGAAAUCCAGAUAUUUACACCUACCUGUAGAGUUUAGGGAACCCUCAAACACUAUAGCUACUAUAGCCUAUUGCACAGUAAUAGCUCUUGAUGACGGCGUGAUUACACGCUGAAACGCGCGUCGAGCGCUUUAUUUUAUUAUGUGUUUUUUUUAUUCACUAGGUAGCAGUUAGGUAGUUAGUAUGAUUUAUUGAGUUAGUAUAUUUAGCCCUUUUUGAUAUUUUAAGGGAUCCUCUCUUUACUUUUUUUAGGCAGGGACUUUUUGUGGUCCAGAGGGGCUCCUCUGGACUUAGGGUUUGUUCAUAUAGGGAUUGCCCUGGUGCUCUCUUUUUCCCUAGAUAUAUUUCCAGGUAUUGGCUCCUUUGACCUGCCUGUCUUGUUAUUGGGGGACUUACAGACUAUAAUUCUAGUGACAUUGUACAGCUGGGGUGUCCCCUCUUUUUGGAUUUUUGUAACCAUAUAUAGGGUUAUAUUUUUAUCCUAUUAGGGACCCCCUUUUUUGCUGUUCUUUUGUGUCACAUGAGUGGAUAUUUACAGUUUAUACACGAGGGGUUCUUCAUUCCCCUCUAUUUAUUAUAUCUUUUUCUCCACUCAUUAGUCAUUUUCCCCUUCUGUUUCUCUCUCCCUUUUCUAUCAUUUGGCUACUAUACUACUUUAUUUCUGUGCUCAGCAGCUACUUUAGGGAUCCCCUUGUCUCAAGGGUCUCCGCUAUUUCUUUUGUAUGUUUUCUUGGGUUACCCCCAACAUUGUAGCUCUGAGGUAGGCUCUCUAUAAAGCAGUUAUUGCCUUCUCACAUAUUUCUGUGACUGUGGCGAUCUGUCUUUAUAUACAUUCUCUCUUUAUUCUUUUCUAACUUGUUUGAUAUUUGUGAAAACAGUAGUGUUUAAUGCUGUGGCUUUUGUUAGUUUGCAUUCACAUCAUUCUUGAAUGUUUAACACUAUUAGUGCUGGGAUCUAUUUAUUUAGAAACUAUUUUAGCAGGAAGAAUUUAGCUUGUUUUCAAGUAUGCUGUGGGGAGUUUUGAUAUUUACAGACCAAUGGAAGAUUAUUCAUAAUAUGUAUAUAUUUAUAAUAAAACACAAGGGGCCCAAUAAUGAAACUUUGGGGGUGCUGGUAUUGAGUGAAUUAGAAACAGUGUGGCAGAUGCAUAUGCACGGAUUAGCCUCAACAUUAAAACCACUUACAGGUUAAGUAAACAACAUUUAUUAUAUCAUUGCAAUGGUACCUGUCAAGUGGUGGGAAAUAUUACAUCCAACAUCUGUUGGAUUCAGGAAAAAUUGGCAAAUAAAAAGAUUAGAGUGACUUUGACAAAGGCCAAAUAGAGAUGGCUAGACGACUGUGUUAGAGCAUACCAGGAGACAAGUCUUGUGUCCUGGUAUGCAGUGGUUACUACCUUCCAAAAGUGGUGCAAGGAAGGUCAACUGGUGAACAGGUCAUGGGUGCCCAAGGCUCAUUGAUGCACGAGGGGAGCAAAGUCUAGCUUUCUGGUCUGAUCACACAGAAAUGCUACAGUAGCAAUUUGCUGAAAAACAUAAUGCUAACCAUUAUAUAAAGGUGUUCAAACACACAGUGCAUCGCAGUUUGCUUCUUGCGGGGUUGCUUAGCUGCAGCCUGGUCAGAGUGCCCAUGAUGACUCCUGUCCACUGCCAAAAUGGCCUUCAAUGGGGAUGUGAGUGUCAGAACUGAACCAUUCAGCAAUGGAAGAAGGUUGCCCGGUCUAAUGAUUCAUGUUUUCUUUUCGAUCUGGUGGAUUGCCAGGUGUGUGCUGUUUACUUGGGGAUGGCAGCAGGAUGCAAUAUGGGAAUAAGACCAACAGAGGUAGUGUUAUGCUCUGGUUAACCUUGGGUCCUGGCAUUCAUGUGAAUGUUAUUUUGACACAUACCACCUACCCAGAAUCCGUUGCAGACCACGGACAUCCCUUCAUGUUAGUGGUGUUCAUGGUAGUGGCCUCUUUCAGCAGGAUAAUGCACCCUGCCACACUGCUAAAAUUGUUCAGAAAUGGUUUGAGAAACUUGAAAAAGUUUAAGGUUAUGGCCUUCAAAUUCCCCAGAUCUCAAUUUGAUUAAGCAUCAGUGACAUGUACUGGAAUAACUAACACGAUGCAUGAAGGCUCCACCUCGCAAUUUGCAGGUCUUAAACGAUCUGCUGCUAAUGUGCCUGAUACCACAGGACAUGGUUUGAGGUCUCGUGGAGUCCAUACAUCGACACAUCAGAGCUGUUUUACUAGCACGGGUCAAACCCACAUGAUAUUAGGCAGGUGAUUUUAAUGUUGUGACUGAUCAGUGUAUAUUGUGCUUGAUCUGAUAAGUAGGAACAGAGCACAUUUAGAAAGUGUUGCACAUAGAUCUCACAUUGCUAACAAUGGGAGGGCUAGAUUUAGCUGAGAAUUCCUAGUCUCUUAAAGGUUUACUCCAACCUCCAUGACCACUUCUAUUUUUAGAAGUGGUCAUAGAGUAAGAAAUCUGCAUGUGCAGAUUUUCUGGUUGAAAUGCUGUGCAUAUAUAGAAACAUGCACUUUUGUGCCAGGGGCUAGUUAAUCUGUUCUAGGCUGCGUGUUAAAUCUGUGCAAAAAAUUAUGUUGGUGAUCAACAAGUAAUGAGCUUCUAGUCUUGCAGGCAGACUAUGCUAAUGCAAGGGGAAGCCUAUAUCUUCUCUCUCGUUCUCGUCUGAACCCUUCCUGCUGCCUCCUCCCUCCUACAUUUCUUCAUAUUACUGUUCUUUUUGUUUUUGUUUUUUUGUACUCUCCUCCCUCCUUUUUACACCAGCAUAUGCGCUGAGCUGAUGAGAGCGGUCCAAUCAAAUGCUUAUCUAUGAUUUUUUUAAUAAUUUUUUUUAUUUCAAUUAUUUACAUGUAUUGAAUAUUUUAAACUGACUUGCAAUUCUAUUGUAAUUCUUUUUAGACACUAUUUAACAAUUUGGUGUCGUUGACCGAGGAAGCUAGAAAAGCAUACAAAGAUAUGGUGGCAUCAAUGGAGCAAGAGCAGGCCGAGGAAGCUAUGAAGAAUGUUAAAAAGGUGCCUCACCAUAUGGGCCAUUCUAGAAAUCCUUCUGCAGCAAGUGCUAUUUCAUUCUGCAGUGUGAUCUCUGAGCCCAUCUCAGAGGUGAAUGAGAAGGAUUAUGGUAAGUGAUUUCAGACAGUGGCAAUACCCUUACAAUUACUGCGUGAGCUUAAAAAUAGUGCAGAAAUUCUUAAGGAGCAUGCCACUCUGACAUAAUAUCUGAUUUAUUGAGAAUAAUGCAGACAUCAGUCUCAUUUGACUUCUCUGCCAACAGCACUCACACUAGUGGGGAACAGUGCCAUAGUGCUCUUAGUAUUUAUGAAGGUUGGAGUAACCCUUUAAUGCUGAUAUUGACAAACUCAAGGAGUCGUUUGUAACAGCUUUAUUAUUGUUGUACACUUAUCUCAUUGCAGAACAAAAUCUUUUUGUUUUGCUUUUCACAUAUGCCACCACAUUUAGAUAGCCUACUAAGUGUUCUUUAAAUCUCUGUUUAAACAUUAAACCUUUAAUUUGCUACCAGUUAUAAAACUUCAAAUGCUGUCUUUUUUUAUUUAUUUUUUUAUUUAGAAACCAACUGGAGAAAUAUGGUGGAAACCUCAGAUGGAGUGGAAACCUCAGAAAAUGAAGAAUGCUCCAUCAAAACGUCGAUUUCUGAACAAACUUCAGGUGCUCCGUACGAUAAAGCCAACACCUAUAAACAACCAUCCUUGAAACUGGCAAGCAAUACUACCUCAGUAGCAAACCCUGGAAAGUUGACUCCAGUUGACAAAGAAGAGGUAAAACCAGAUGACAAUCUGGAAAGGGCAUCUCAGCAAAGUACUGAAACUGGAUCUUGGGAUGGAAGUGGUAGAGAUGUUCUUAAUUCUUCUAUGACCAGUACAACCAGCACACUGGUUCCAGAAAUGCUAGAGGAUGAGGAUGAUGAUGAAGAUGAUGAGGAGGACGAUGGGUAUCACCAGGAGCCUAUUUCAGUGAGCAGAAUAGAGUCUUGGGUCUCCGAAGCUCAAAGAACUAUGGAAACCCUCCAGCUCGUGAAUUCACUGAACAGCCCAGAGGAAGAUAAUCUUGAACCAAGCGAAGAUGAUGAAGUGGAGGCUUCUGAACAAGCAGAAUCUGUUGACUGCAAGGAACGGACAGCUGAAAAACAUGCCAGAAAUGGAACUAAUGCUCAGAGUGAUAGAGGACCUUUAUUAAAAGAGAGCACGAACACCAGUUUUAUUUAA
Molecule: messenger RNA, 51645 nt
Organism: Pelobates cultripes (western spadefoot toad)
Lineage: Eukaryota; Metazoa; Chordata; Amphibia; Anura; Pelobatidae
Source: the annotation of a GenBank genome assembly